AUGGAUGAUACGCGUAUAGAGUGGAUUAGAAACAAGAUUUAUCUCGGACUUGGGAUCACAGACCCAGAGGUGUUUGAUGAUCUGGUCACCCGAGAAGAUGGGCAAUAUGAAAACGAAAUACUUAAAUUUCUGAACGAAACUCCAAAAGAAGGCUGCACCAUGAUAUUUUACUCCAUGUUAAAGGAGGAAGAAGAGGAAAUUGAAGUUGAGGCAGGUAUGUUUACCAGCUCAAAAUUUAGAUUUCUUUCUGGCGCCAUUUUUGUUCAGUUGAAAACAAUGCAGGGGCUUUGUUGUUGCGUAGAGGAUUAGAAGCAUAAUAGACUCGGUUUUGCCGGUUUUUUCUCUUGUUCUCUUAAAGAUGGUUAAAUGUUGCUAUAGAUAAGAAAGAAAACUGGUCUUCAUAAACUGGAAACCAUGUUGUUUUGUCUAACGUAAUAAUUGGACACUGUUUUACGUCUCUCUAAACACAUUGCCUUCGACCUUUUGGAUUUUAACUCAGGCCUUUUAUAAUUGUAGUAUUUUAGUAUAUGGGAACAUCAGUUUUGUCUCUUAAAUAGCUCUACUGGGUUUUUAUUUGUGCUUGUAGAGUUUAGUUGGAUCAACUACAUACAUGUACACUUUAAGGUCAGUAAGGAGCCACAUGCCUGUAUUACAGCUAGUGUACAGCAUGUUGUUUUUUACUUGUCUGUAGCAUAUAGUCGUACCUCCCAUAAGCAACCAACUAAAAUGCAAAGAUUCAGUGGUCGCUCAUGGUAAUCAAAUGAAAUAGUAUGUCUUCCGAGGUGUGGACAUACCUACUUUUGCGGCCUUUUGCUACUUUUGCAGGGCUGUCAUUAAGGGCCUGAGGGGCAGGGGGCAGGGGAUUCUAGUAUGAAUGUGACCCCUUUCUACUUUAAUAGGAAACUAGAAGAAAAACAGAACCAAACAAUAUUCCUAGCUGUUUGAUUUCCCACCUACUUGAAUCGUAAUUACUGUUUACAAUAAUUAGUAAGUUACAAUAUGUGCAGUUAUAUGCUUUCACUAAAAGUUCUUCUGUAUAUACUCUGUGUAGGUAGUCGAUACAGUGAUUAUAGUAAUCAGACUGUAUGUCAUCUCAAAAUAUGCAAAAUUAUAAAUCCUUUAGUCCAAAAAGUGGCAGCAACGCAGACAAGGGGUGUUCAUUUAGUAGAGGUUCUAAACAUUAUGCUUUGGCGGGAAAAAUUUUGUUGUUAAAGUAACUGGAUUGGUGUUUGCUUAUAGGAGAUAGUCACUUAUGAAAAGUUGUUGGAGUUUCAUUUGCAUAAUCAUACACGCAAGAGAGUUGGGAGGGAGGAGGUUGGCUAUCCUCCUCCUAGGAGUCUAAUAUUGUUUGUACAUGUAUUGUUUUGUCAUUAGUUUUAACCGUAAUUUUUUGCAAACUGCAUUGUCAGUAACAAAGUACGUUACUGACUUUAUUUUCUUGGUUCUGCAAAAUUGUUAUAAUGUUAUUGUUACUCCUACAAAUGGCUAAUUUCAGUAACCAUUCAUCAGUUGUACUGGUAUGUCUAAAUUUUGUACUGCUGUGUUAGUGUAGUCUAUGUAAUAAAUAAAUGUUAUCUUUUUCCUCAAGAACCCGAAUUGCCAGAGCUGACAGCUAGUGGUGACGAAGAAGGUGAAAAGACCUCCACAAACGAUGCAGCUGAGGCAGCAGCUGAGGGGGAUGAAUUGGUAAUGGAGAGAGUGCCAUCAGCUUCUGCACGUUCCAAGGCUGCUGAUGAAACCUCAUCUGUCAGAGAAGGUUCCCAAGCUGCAGAAGCUGCACCACAAACAAAUCCUGAAACUGGAGAAGAUAUGCCUGCAUCUGCUGCUGUGGAGGGUGCAGAAGGGGGAGGAGCAGAAGAUGGAGAGGAGCAUCAAACCACCCCUCCUCUCCCUCGAACCGUAAGUACAGUAGUUGUUGUCUUGACUCUUAGUACUCUCAUUUACUGUAAUAGUGUUAAAUAGAUUUAAGUAAAUUUUGUUCUUAAUUUCAGAAAAUCAUCAUACAGAAAGUUAUAAGGACGGUAAUGUAUGUUUGCUAUGAACACCUCCCUGAAGACUUUGCUGAUGAGAAUGCCUUUUAUUUUGUACGAAAUACCACUGGUCCAGUGCCCCUUCCAUCAACACUCGAUGAAGCAGAAGAAAUACUUCCCCCUCUAUUUGAGUUUGGCUCACAUAAUGGGGCUUCCUUACAAAUGCUUGAGCAGUUGUUAGCUUUGGUCUAUAUGCCGCUGCUCUCACACAAUGGUCAAAGAAAUGAGAGUUCAUCUGAUGGUGGAAGUCAUAAACAAAGCAGUGUAACUGGCGAUGACCAGGGCUCCGAGGAAAGCCGUUCAAGGGUCAUCUUACGAGAUGAAUUUUUAAUGAACAUACAGAAAUUUUCAUCCCACAUCAGCCGAACAAUUCACCAACUGGAGGGAGACAUUCGUCUUGAAAUGCCAGAUGUUAUUCUGGGUGAUGAUAUUGCAGAAAUGGCUAAAGAUACUGAACUGGUAGCCAUGUUAGAGGAAACUUUGCAUAACUGGGAAGUCACAAUAUCUUCUGCACUGGAGAUCCAGUUAAAAAAGACACCACAGGGGAAUGGACCUUUAGCCGAAAUAGACUUCUGGAGAGAGAGAAAUGCUACGUUGAGUGCGAUCACUGAACAGUUAAAACUUCCAACAGUUAAUAAAGUGGUAGCUAUCUUGACUAAUGUCCAUUCUGAAAGUCUGGCAAGUUUUGAGUAUCACAGAGCAGAACUAACAAAAUACUACACUGAAGCGAAGGACAAUGUUCGUUUUCUUUCCACUCUUGAGAGGCAUUUUAAAAACUUAGCUCUUGGUGCUAGCUUCAACAUUGUUUUGGAGACUAUCCCAUCAAUGAUGAAUGCCUUGAGAAUGGUGUGGAUUAUAUCACGACACUACAACAGAGAUGAGAGAAUGGUGCCAUUAAUGGAAAGGAUUGCUUGGGAGCUUAGUGAAAGAGUGUCCAAGAUUGUCAAUGUCCGCACAAUUUUCAGGUGAGUAUAAAAGAAUUUGUUUUAAGUUGUUGAACUCUCAAUAAAGGAGUUUUUUUAUAAAGAAAAUGUGGUGCUGCAUUGGCGGAGAUUGAUGGGCUUAUCAACUGGAUUGAAACAAAGAUUGAAAAGCUUGCAUUAGUAAUGUUCUUCAUGAUGUAGUUCUUCAACUGAAGGCUCCUGGCAAAACUAUCCCCUUCAUAAUAAUUAUUAUAUUAUUAAGAUUGGGUUAUGCUUAGAAAAUGACCUCUCCCCCUCCCUCUCCCCCUCUCCCUCCCCCAACCUGCCCCCUCUCCUCCAGGGUAGAUGUCCAUGCAAUGCCCUUAACCACUUUCUUUGUCAGAACUCUUCCUCCAGACAAUAAACUCACGCUCAAUAAAGAACAGAACUGAGUUAACACCUCUAACUCUCUCUUGGUAAAAUUUACAAUCUCUCGCCAUGGGAUUUUUUUUGCUGAUCGAUCACAAUCUUGAAACAAGAUCCUAUAAUAUCCAGAAACCUCGGCUUCCAUGCCCAGACAACCUUUCAGGGAGUGCCUUACUAGUUCACAAAGGAAAAGAUGCAAACAAAACGUUAUUAACAUCCUAAUAUCAUCCUACGAAUUCUCAGAUUCCUGCAAAAUUCCUGUGGUGAGCAUACAUUUUACAUUGUACCAUGUGUCAGGAAUCCAGAGUGAAUUAAAUUUUAGUCUGGAGUUUGCAAUGAGUUAUUACUCCGAAAACCCGCCAGUUUACGGGACACAAUAAAAUCUGUCUGGUUGUCCAGGACUAGCAAAUUUUCUUGUCGGACAAGUAACUUUGUUUCCACUUGCCCAGUGGGUAAGAGUUCAGGCAAGUCAACAUCUUGAAGCUAACUCACUAGCUAAAACAAUCAAUGGCCUUAAGCAGGCAAAAUGUGAGACCUGCUUAUCCAAAGGACAACCUAAAAGUCAAGAAUUUUUUUAGUCUUGAAUUUUAAGCAAUUGAUGCAACAUUUUGCUUGUCCAUUGAUUCCCCAGGGAGCCUCCAUACCUUAUGAAACAAAAAACUACUGAAGCCAAGAGGACAUUGGAAACAUGGAAGGAAUCUUACUUUGAUGUGCGAGCUAAGAUUGAAGCUUCUGGCCGAGAUGCGAGGUGGGAGUUUGAUAGAAAACGUCUAUUUGAGAGAACAGAUCACAUGGCCUCGAUUUGUGAGGAUUUGAAGGAGGUGGCAACUGUCAUGGAAGAGUUCUACAAUAUUUUUGGACCCGAACUCAAAGCUGUUACUGGCGAUCCCAAGCGCAUUGAGGAUGUGUUGAAAAGGGUUGAUGGGCUUGUUAAACCUAUUGAAACUGUAAGUUAAUGGUGUAGUGAUAUUGUAGAAUGGUUUAUGUCCCAUUCACACCAACUCAACAAACAAAUGAAAAACAGUAAUGGACAUGCUUUUACAUGGAAUUAUUCAAAUGAAUCUUUUGAAAUGUUACAUAACAAUAUUUUUUUAUUGCGCUAAAUUUGCCCUCAAUAAAAUUACAGUAAGAAACUUUUAUAAAGAAAACAAAUUUAAACGAUGUUUAACUAAACAGCUUUUAAGCAUUUUUAAGCUUUGGUGUGAAUGGGACUUAAGUUGAGAUGCAUGUAACGUAAUACUUACAUCAGAGUGAAGAAUAACAAAACUUGCUUGGUAUAAAUUGUUACACGCAGGUUAAAUAUGAAUGCGGCUUUGAUUUUCCUUUCAUAAAUGUCCUUAUAUUCUUGAAAUGCCUUUUUGUUCUCUGCAGAUUGGAUUUGAUGCAUUUAGUCUCAGGCAUGCUGCCAGUUGGCGCAAUGUUAUGGACUGGUUUCACAGGGAAGUAACAGCCAUUGAAAAUGAAGCAAGGCACUUCAUAGAUGAUUCAUUCAAGACACUGCGUUCUGCUGAGGGAGCUUUUGACAUGCUGCUCAACUUCAGACACAUCAGAUCUCGUGAAGCUAUUAACUCCCAAAUGAUGAAAAAAUUCAACGACAUCCUGGUGCAGUUUGGCAAAGAGGUGUGAAUUAUAGCAAUAAUUACAUAACAUAAGCUAAACCUAAACUGAUAAGUCUACAUGUAUGUUAAGUUAAAAAAAAUUACACUGUAAUAUAAUUUUCCACAAAGUCAUCAAAUACAGUGUUAGAUGUGCAAGAAUGCCGUGUUACAUGACACAGAAGCUAAUUUUCUCAAAUUUUACAGACCGUUCCAAGAUUAGCAGAAAGUAUGUGCAGUGACUAAAGAAAGCAACCUUCUUGAAUAAUUUUCUGAUCGUAAAAUGACAUUCUGUGCAUUUUUUUUUUCACUAGGUGGAUGCCAUGUAUACAUUGUUCAAAGCUAAUGUGGACAAACCCCCAAUCUUCAAGAAUCAGCCUCCAGUAGCUGGAGCCAUUAGCUGGGAACGAUCUCUUUUUCUGCGCAUUAAACACACCAUCCUGAGAUUUCAGGAAAUGGAGGACAUGCUUAAUUCUGAGCAAGGAAAACUGGUAUGAGUCAAGUUUUCAAUAACAUUUUAUUAUUAUAUUAAGAUAUUUUUCGAAACACAAUUUUCUAUUCUCUGUUAGGCAAGUAAAAAGUAUCUAAAUGUGGCGCGGCAAAUGAAGGAUUAUGAAGACAAAAAGUAUGAAGCAUGGAGGGAACAGGUUGAAGCCAAUCUGCUGAUCUAUCUCAAGAAAAAUCUUCUUACAAAGCCCUCAGCAAGCUCUGCUACUACACACAGAAGUGUUGCCGAUGAAGGCACGGGUUCUGAUGAUGCUUCAGUUAGCCUGACAGCUGCUCUUCAGUCUCAAGGUAAUUUGCAGGGCCACACUGUUAACCUUAAGAGUCCAUCAAUCAUUAUGUAAGGAAAUUUUUGCCUAUAAGAAAAUACUGUAUUCCUGGCAUGGCAAUCUUGAAUUAACAGUAUUAUUAUUGAUGCAGACAACAAUACAUUCUAGAUUGCUCUCUCUCAAAACAAAAUAAUGAAAUUUGUGAAAUUUAUUCACAUUAUUUCCAUUUCACAUGCUGAAUCUCUCAUUUCAUUUUGUCACAUAAUUUUGUUAAAAAAAUAAAAAAUUUGGUAGAACUGGCCUCCCCCACACAGUUAUUUUUCUGCCUCCCUUGAGUAGGUCUUUUUAUUGGGGAGAGCUAGAUAAACAAUUACAUAUGAGGCUUUGUAAAAUUAGAAGCCAUAUACAUGUUCAAAUGUAGUCGAAAUGGUCUCACUUUUAUUGGCUUCUACCUCAGGGUCUUUUUGGCCAAAUAAUACAGUUAAUCAAACUGAAAAAUACAGAAUCUGAUGUAUACUUUCUCUGCACUGCACUUGACGUAUAUUUUUAUGAAGUUAACGCCUGCGUCGCAAGUGGAGGUUGGGUGCCCAUGGGCCAGGGGGCUGCAACCACAAUACACCCCAAGGUGGAAGAACACCCACAGGCCUACCAACCCGCAACCCAGCCACGAGCCCCCCCGCACCCAGCCCCUCACUAUAGCACCCGUCACACUGAGGCCAGAAGCCCAGUGGAAGUAAAAUGAACCAACCCCUGAAAGAAUAAAUAACUAAAUAAAUAAAUAAGAAAGAAAGCGGAGGGAGGGAGGGGAACCAAGAGAAAUGCUACGCUACUGGAACGCCACGCCAAGACACGCCACGCUAACAAAGCUUCGAGUACAACGCAAACACUACGUAGGCAUGUGGCCUCCUCAUGCGCCAAAGCGACAUACCGCUGGACAGGAAUCUGCCCCCAUGAUCACGAACAAUGGUAAACGCUACAAACGCAAACAUAGUCAUGCACAACGCUACAGACGACCAACGCGCUACCAAAGAAUGUCCAAAACACCUGAGACCAUAGCUCCUAGUCGUUAACUACAUUAAAUAUGAUUUAAUAGUAUCCAAAUGUCAGUACUGUUACCAUUAUUGUGUUUUUUUUUUCAGCCUCGCCUCCCAAUGUACAGUAUGUGGCAGAUUUUGCACCUGAAUUAGGCAUGAUAAUCAUGGAGACCAAAUACCUAGAGCAGCUUGGCUUCCAGGUUCCUGAACUCGCAAGGAAUGUUGCUUUACAGGUAAAUUGUCAUGUCAUGAACAAACGUUGUUUCCCACCAUUCAAUUUUUGUCUUGAAGCAAAUAAGUACGGCUUUGAGGCAGGUGAAGCGGCUGUUUUCAUAUUUUAAACGUUUUUUGGUAUGGGGUCUUAUGUUACUGACUGUCCUUCUCUAUCUAGUUCUUGCUUUCUACAACUUCGGCUAUCAUUCCUAACUUAACUACUAACAGUUUAAAAGGGCUGCCAAAAGGGGAUAAAUUUUCCUGUGAUGUCAGCAGUUGAUGUAGCCUGCAAAGCGCAGAUGUAUUUCUGGUCGUCGCUUCUCUCCCUCCGAAAGUAGCUAAUUUGAUUCAGUUAAUUUUCCGAGGGAGAGAAGCGACAACCGGAAAUACGUCUGCACUUCACAGGCUACAGUUGAUGAGAAGGGAAUGGAGUAGUAACCCAGUAGUGAAGGCUGGAGAGUGGAGGGCAUAAUAAGAAAGAACAUGGAAACCGGGAGUAAACACCAUGCUUUUAGUUUUGUGCGAAAUUUGAAGAAAAAUAUACACAGAUCAAAGUGGAAUAUUGCAUCAGAUAACAUUACAUGUAGGGACAAAUUGUACAAAAUAUAUUCUUCUAUAUAUAUACCCCAAGGAAAUUGCUCUUGAUGUAUUCCCAUUAUCAUGUGAUAAUUUACUGAGAUUUUUGUUCUUGUAACUUAACGUAUUAUGUAGGAGGAGAAGUACAUAAAGUAUGUGGAUGGCCUGAAACUGAUGUUGGAUCGAUAUCACACUGUUAUUGGUAGCUUAAAUGUUGCAGAGGUAAAGCAUUUACACUUUGUAAAACUUAGUAACAUGGAUUCAAUUUCUUCACAUUUUGAUGCAGUAAAAUAGUAGUAGGUUGAUAGAAAUCUCGUUCAUCCCAACGUUCAAAUAUCUCUGAAUUACUCUACUCAUAAGUCCAUUGUAAUUUUUGGACUUAAAUAUCCACGGCACCUUUCAUUCAUUUUUUUGUUUUCCUUUAGACCCAACUACUUGAUGAUCACAUCAAAGAAUUAAAACGAGUCCUUAAACCGGGUGCAAAGAGAUUGAACUGGAACUCACUGGGAAUAAGUGACUACAUCACACGAUGUGGCCAGGUAAAUAUAAUAAUAUGAAAUUCGAAAUGUGCAAAAUAAUAGCUACAACAUCAUACAAUUUGAAAGCAAUUGCUCAGUCAUUCAGAGCUUAGAAAAGUUUAAUUUCCUGAGAAUGGGGUAUUACCAGCACGUUAUCAACUAAUCUUUUAAACUUCCGCACAGGCAAUCAGCAAAUUUGAAUCACUUGUGAAUCAAAUUCAGAAGAAUGCUAAAGAUAUCAACAGUCGUUUGGAGAUGAUAGAGAACACUAUCCUUUUUAAGCAACCUCCACCAAAGAUUGGGGGAAUGCUGCCAGAUGCUAAGGUUUGUCAAGUGGUGCAUACCGUACUUACAUUAUUAUUGUCUUCUUGUAUAAUGCAUUUAAAUGCAAUUUUUAAAGGAGUUAACAACUAUUAAGAGCAAAGAUAAAUAUGAUUAGUGUCUGCAGGCAUCGGAGAUGUUAUUUACUGUUCCAUCACUUACUAAUGUGCUUGAUGUUUUCUAAUAGGAAUUCUUUGAAUACCUUGAAAAAGCUCGAGCUUUGGAGCUUGAUAACUUGUCCAGGAAAUACAGAGCUAUUGGUCCACUGUUGACAAAGAUGGAGGGACUUGUGGUUCAUACCAACACCGGCAGAUCUACCAAACUGCAACCUUACUAUGCAUACUGGGAGAAUGCUGUAUAUGAGUCUCUCACUAAGGUUUGCAACAUCUGUUAUUGAAAAAAAAUUAACACUUUAAGCCUGGCCCUGAGGUAAACUUUUAAUUUUGUUUUCCUCUAGCCUGACCAUCAGUCGAUUCUGGAGAGAAAAGAAAAAAGGGAAGAAAGCGAAGGGAGAGAAAAGCUUUUAUUUCUCUGUUCCUCCCUUCCCCCUUCCCCUCUAAAAUUUCCUCUCCUCUAACCCCUUAGGCUAGUUUUCUCUAAUUAAUGUUCCCUCAGCUCCACGGAAAGUAUUGCGUUCCUCAAGUUAGUUUCCCAAGGGACCAGUCACUUAGUCACAAAUUUAUGAAAGUUAAAAUCUCAACAAGCCGUCAACAUCAAUAUUGACGGGUAAAAGUGUUCUGUUAUAUUGGGACGUCUUAGAUUUUGCAAUGUAUGCUGCUCAGAGACGUUUGAUGGGAAACAGUUUUAUUGUUAGAUGUCAUGUGACCUCAGGGUAACCAAUAAACAAAACACAUGCAGUUGAGGGAAAAGUUCCAGCUAUGCAACAAAUGGGGCGUGAAGACUGGAACACGGCGAUGGCAACAAGAACGUCAAAACAACAACCCUACACAUGCAGCACACUUUUUUGUACAUUAUUUCUCUGCCGUCACUGCAUGACCACGACGUGAAAAUGCCUAAUUUCAAGUGCUAUAGAGGAUGUUAUCAAGCGACAACAAAAUUUUUUCCUGUUCCUGGACUUGGUGAUGGUUCAUAGGAAUUUAACUCUUUGAGAGUUCCUAGUUCAUUCGAAAAAUUAAGUGAGUUGGAAUAAUCGUGAUAAAAAUUGAACUGAAAAACCUGAAUUCCCUUUAUAAGCGAAGUUAUCACCGCCGUCGCCGCCAGGGUCCCUAUUAGGGUCCUUAAGAUCCGAGGACGGCGACGGCAGCGAAAACGUCGCUGAAAAAGUGAAUUCACGUUCUCUCAAUCUUCAUCGCGAUUACUCCAAGUCACUAACUUAGUCAAAUGAAGGUGAACCCUCCUAAAGUUGAAUUCCUAAGAAUCAUAUGCAAGUCCAGAAAGAGAGAGGUGGUCGCUUGUGUACUUCCUCUGUAAAACGUGAAAUUAGGCAUUUUCACGUUGUAGUGGUGCAGUGACGGCAAAAAAACGUACAAAAAACUACGAUGGACGUGCAGAGUUUUAGUUUUGGCUAUUAAGCCUAUUGCUUUUUUGACGUUGUCUUUGCUGUCGCCGUUGUCGGAUCUUAAGGUCCCUAUUACCGAAUAUGUGGUGUACAAGAAGAGGAGUGUUCAUCACCUUGAGAUAAAUGUGAGAGUUUACUUCCAGACAGCAGAGAGAUGGAAUUAACUAUUUAAAUAACGUUUUUUGCUUUAUUAUAAAUGUAAUACAAUCGUUCCUAGCAAGUUAUUGAAAUGAAUAUCAUGUGGCAUACACGAAAUGUAAACACACAAGUCAUUAGUUUAUUAUUCUCCACUUUUGAUUGAUUGGGAAGCAAGUCAAACUUUUUUUGCUUUAUUUAGAUGGUGACAAAGAACUUGCAGCAAUUUAACCAACAGCUUCAUGCUCGCCAGCCAUUGUUUAUGAUAGAAACAGUGUUAUCUGCACCAGAGAUUGUCUUGUCACCUCCUGCAAAUGAGAUCUACAAGUUAAUAAUGCAGAGUGUCAGGGAUAUGGUGGAGGGGUACGUUGCAGAAAUCACUUAGUGUAGUUAAAAUGGUGGUUGAUUGAGUCCAAGAACUGCUUUGCACUGUUGGUACCCUGGGUGCCAGAGACAUUUCAUAGGCAGUUUAAGAUCUGUUGGCCUGCAGUCCACACCGAAGCAUCCCACCGCACGCGAGAAAAAACCUCUGGUACCCAGGGAAUACUGUUGGUUGCGUACCAGACGUGUGAGUGGUUCAAUUCCUGGCCGGACCAACACUCAGCAGGGCUGUCACUAAUAGCCUGGGGUCGGGGAUUUCCCCUGGCUACUAUAAGGAUAACCCCCGGCUUGUUUUUAAGGGAAAAAUUGACAAAAUCAAAUGAAUAGAACUUCCUAGCUGCUCAAUUCCCGCCUACCUAUAGCAUACGAAUACUGCGUUCUCUCCUCGCUCCUUGCCGCUAGGGAGUCUCUAGCGGCAAGGAGCGAGGAAAGGUGGCUGUAUUCCCAGGCUAGCCUACUUAUUACAUAUAUCCGACACCCUCUAAUCUUAGUGAGAUCCCUGACUCAGGGUCUUAAAAAAACUGAAGAGAAUGUGCUGUCUUCGUUACACGUAUGCAAAUUGUUAGAGUUUCUAGUCUUUACAAGGACGAAAAACACCCUAGGCCCUCUCUCAAAAAGAGUAUACUGACUCUUAAUGUACUUAAAUGAAAACAAACUGCUGUUCGUGAAGAGUAAGGACACGUAGAUCCCGGUUGUUCGGUUAUUAAUAGCACUCGUACUUUUUAGUGCAAACUGAUUGAGGAGUAGUUCAUUAAAGUCAUGGUUGAAUUGAGGAUCCAGAUAUCUUGCAUAAAUUUUGAAUACCUUGGUUUUGUGUUUAUUGUUGAUUUAAUGUUGCCAAUUGACCACUCCAGAAAAUACCAUAACAUACCAUAAUGCUCUUUGUUUGCCAGCCCAAAAUUUUGCAUAAGCAUUGGUUUCAGUUUCUCUUGGGGCCAUUCUCACUCCCAAGAGAAACUAAAGACAAAGCUUAUGCAAAAAUAUGGGGUGACAAACAAAAAGCAUUAUGGUAUGUUAUGGUAUUUUCUGGAGUGGUCAAUUAAGCUUCCUCAAUUCUCUAGGAGGUUUCAGUUUGGAAUAAUGAGAUUUUUACCACCAUUCUUUUACAGAACACGUAUGUUUGUGCGUUGGAUGAAUGGCACAUGUAUAGAGACUCCGCCCCAGCAUGCUGAAGGUGAAGAUGAACCAGUAGUGUUUAGUUUCUUUACAGACAUCUCAGCCAACCCUGCCAUCAUAGACCUGGUGACAGCAUUAUCUAAGAGUGUACAGAACACUCUGGGGAUGCUUAACAAGUACUUGACGCGCUGGAGGAGGUACCGACUGCUGUGGAAACUUGAUAAGGUUGGUGUUCAUCAGUCCCUGCAAAGGUUUAAGCCAAAUGAAGGUGUUACGAUCAUUGUCUUAGGUUUUGUUGACGCUAUACCGGAUAUCUUUCGUGGUGUCACUAAAAGAUAUCCAAGGGGCUCAAGUCGUUCACACACAUUUAACAUCGUGCCGGUGCGGUUGGCCGCGAGGGUUUGGGGCACUUAAUUUCAGUCCUCACUCCUGAAUAUUUACUUCCGUCUCAGUGGGUUCCAGUUCUCACUCUUACUCAUUAGGCUGAUUUAGCAACAGAACGUCAUUUGACGACGGGAAAGCGCGUGGAAAGGACUAAACUCGACUUCCGCUCUGCCAGUGGUCAAGCCAGUUGUUUGAUUUGCGUGUGCAGUAGUCAACUGGCGUUCCCCUUCUGUUGCUAAAUCACCCUAUUUACUUCCGCGACGGGCCGAAUAGGUUUUCACACUGCACUGAAGUAUGACACAAAACUUAUCUGAUAAGUCACGCUUCACUUUUGAGAUCGGCGCAGCGCAGCUACGCUCCGUCACAGAAAUCGCGCCGCCACAACCGUUCUUGUGUGAAUUCUGUAGACCAGGAGCCCUAUCCGUUAUAAUUUUCAUGGCGGCGUAUACUUUCUUAAAGCUAUCCAGUACAGUGUGAACAUAGUGUUACAUGGAUCAAGGAAAGUAGUAAAGCAAAUUGUUGAGCGGGAGCACACGGCAACACCCCUGCUAACCUCCCUGUAGCUGCUCCCCCCCCCCCCCCCCCACCCGAUUGGUAAGCCUGCUACAGUGACUUUUAAUCUUGCUUAAAUUAAAUUUAGCCCCCUUUGAACGUACAGUAGGAGAAGUUAUUCUAUUGCAAUUUUAACUCAACCUAUGGCUUUGUGGUCUGUUUGUUGUUUUACCGAAACAAGUGAAUAAAUGUUGUAAAAAGUCAAGAAAAGGAUGUAAGCCAAUUUUUUGACAGGGAACCACCGCACACCCCCAGCCAAACCCCCCGGUUGUGCCCCCCCCCCCCCCCCACACAUCCGAUUGGUAAGACUGCUACAGUGACUUUUAAUCUUGCGUAAAUUAAAUUUAGCCUCAUUUGAACGUACAGUAGGAGAAGUUAUUCUAUUGCAAUUUUAACUCAUACUAGUGCUUUGUGGUCUGUUUGAUUCUAUUCGACCGUUUAUUGUCAGCAAACAUGAAAACCUUUCUCAUUUUCAUACAUUCGCCUGAGAAAACAUCUGACAUUUCGCGACGCCACCACUGGUUUCUCCGCGAAAUCAUGUCUGAGAAACAAGCACACAACUGAUUCCAUAAUGUUGAAUAUUUUCUCAGGCUAUUUCAUACAUAAAACGAAAAUUUUUUUAAGUGGCGGUUGCAGUAAUUGUAUGGCUGAUAGAAAUGUCCAUCCUUAUUUUACGUAGGGCUUUUUUGAUUUCUCUAUUACUUUUAACAUAAUAAUUUCUGCUAACUGUGUUCCGCCGCGCUUAACUUGGCAGAGUAACAUGGUAGAGAAGUUUGCUCAGAAGAAGCCAACGUGUAUCGCUUAUGAUGAAAAGCUUCAGUUCUACUCAAAUCUUGUCAUUGAGGUGAGAGACGUCGGCAUUUUAGGUAAUUAUGUAUGUACUACUUAAAACCGAAGUAAAGUAAUUACUUUGGCCUAACAUAAAGCAUGGGCUUGCAGUCGAAUGAACCAAUCAUACAUUAAAGAAAACGCAAGUAGCGGGCGCCAAACGUGACAAUACACUUGCACUAAAGCAAGUCACAACUGGUUGUGUGUUCGGUUCUCAUCAGUUGAGAAAAGGCGCGAGAUAUUUUAGCCAAUCACAGAGCGUAGACUAGUGUCUCAAGACCAAAGAAUUCACAGAGUUCCUUUCAAGAGUCAAUUGAAGUCGCUCUAAUGUUUGCGUGGAUCAAGUGUUUAUUUAUCUAUAUGAUAUUUUUUUCAGGUUGGGAACCAGAUCAUGAUUAAAGACGUAGACUUUGUGCGCCUCAACCUUGAUCCACUGGCCACAACUAUCCAGGCUAAUGCCAGAGCUUGGGUUAAGGAGCUUGCCAAGUUUUUAAAUGAAUCAGCAAGAGAAGAUCUUAACGCACUCAGAGGAGAAAUUGAGGUAUGUGUAUCCUGUCUGGAGGGCGAUGCUACUUCUAGAUACUUUAUACGGCUCAAUUAAGGUUUCUGGGAAACUGCCCAUGGACCCCUCCCCUAACCUAACAUUUUGCCCUAAUUGAGAAGUAAGUGAUAACGUUGAGUUAGGGGAGGGGUAGUUGGGCAAGUGACGCUAUAUGUUUGUGGGAUUCCUGUGGCCAUUUGCCCUCCUCUUCUCAUUAAAUUAAGCUGAACUACAUUUAUUACUGAAUGGCAGAUGAAAUGCGCACAAAUGCGUGUUUUUCUUCAUCAAUAUCCAGUCUUUUCAGAAACAUCUUAGGCCUUCAACAAAUGCCCAUUGAAAACCAUAGCACAAACCAACAUGAUAUGUUCGGUUAGCCAGUUCCAGGCGUUCAGAUAGUAGAGCGCGGCAUUCAGAUGGUGGGGAGCGAGUAAAGCCAUAGGCUGGGAAAACAUAGUCUCCCCUCGUUUUUUUUUCGUCGUCAAUUUUUCGCCUGCGCUCUACUAUCUGAAUGCGUGGAACAGUCUUGGUUGGCCCAGGGUAGGCCAUCUUUCGUAACAAUGUAAUUGAACUUCCCUGCGGCUGGAAUUGCAAGCUCAUUUGAAGUCGUUCCGAGAUCUGUAACCUCCAGCGAUUCCAUGGCUUUUUCAAUACUUGUAAAAGAUAACAUAACUACCUUUUUUUCUUAUCUGCCUUGUUGUUGUUUUUUCUUUAGGGGUUAACAGAGGAUCUGAAACGUCCUCCAGACACACUGGAAGACCUGAAGUUUGUGCUGCGUGUGAUUGCAGACAUCAGAGACAAAUCUCUUGAGGUGGAGCUGCGCUAUGUGGACUUGCAAGAAAGAUACAGAACCCUACUCAUGUAUGAUAUUGAGGUAAGAAGACAAACUUCUCCGAGAGCUUUGGGAAUGGGAAGAGUUUCAUAUCAGUUAAGUAAAGGGGAACUCCAUUUAGACAGCUACACUUGCAAAGUUCACAGAUGCCGCGAUUUUGUCGCUUCUCCUGCGCGCACCGAAAAUCGCGCUCGAGUCUUGAAUACCAAACCUGACCGUUGAAAUCGCAGGAAAGAGUAACGAAAAUUAAAGUUUUCGUUACAAAAUCACGGCCUCCCGUCCACCUUGUGUGUAAUUAUUUUCCGUCCCAUAUGUGUAUGGUGUGGCGCUUUUUUGGCAAGUAAUUUUUCUCGAAUUCACCACUUACAAAUGUAACGACGGCUACGGCAAGACACGCAUUGCAGGAAAUAACACAAUUAUGGCCAACUCUUCAUGUGUUUACGUUGGGUUGUAAAAGUAUGCUUUUUGUUUUCGGUUUCUCAACUACAGUCUUUAUCUGAGUGUCAAGAUUUGGCGUUAGCUGAAGUUAAGACUAGUCGGGUUUAGUCAGUGUACAUUGGUAUGAUUUACGCUGUCGUUUUAUAGCCGUACACUGAGUACCAGAUUUCUGUUUAGACUUAACAGUACAAUACUAAUAAAAAGUGAUUUUAAACAAUUAUUGGCUGAAUUUUUAUGAAGGCCUUGGCCGCUAACACUUACCUCUACCUUGAUUAUUCUGAAUAUCACAAAAACCGAAUCAAAUUAAUAAUUGUUUUAUUUACCCUUUAAGUCCCAAUGUCAACAUGUAUAUUCCCCUCGCUGUUCUUCAUAUAUUUCUUAUUGUACUGUGUGUGAGAGUUAGUUCAAACAUCAAGGCAUUUCAUCAGUGCUGAUCACUCCAUUCAUUCUCUUUAUCUGUACAAUUGAUGUGGCAGUAAUAUUUUUGGGAGAAAUUUGAUGCUGGUCACCACUGGGAAGAAACUUACCAUACCGCGUAACACAGUUUGACAUUUCGCUUAGAAAUCAUGCACUGCUCGCGCAACCUACAGAUUAGCAGAAAACCGACUUACCUGUAGGUUGCGCUGAUUUCCAAAAUAAACUGUAGGAUAUUGGCCAGUGAGAAGACAGACAGUGAGUACACUGUGUAAUAAUGUAAUGAAAUAAAUGUGCUCUUACAUGAAAGGUUCCUGAGGGUGAAUUGGAGUUAUCUACGAACGUAACGCAAGCAUGGGAUGAUCUCUUCUUGGAAUCUCGCCGAGUGGAUGCCAGUUUGGUGUCUGUAAAGAAGAAGUUCACUGAAGUAAGAUUCCUGUUAUGACUCUAUGACUAUAUGACCGUGAUUUCAAUAUGUUGUAAGUUAUAUGAAAAAGUAAGCCACUGAAGAAUAAAUUAGUAUUAUUUGAAACUUUAAAUGCCCAAGAAUGUAAGUUUGUCUUAAAAAGAUAUACCCUAGUUAGUUAUUACUGAUUUAUAUCUCAUGUGACAUUCAAUUAUCAUCUUAUUUAUAUCGUAUCUAUAUAUUUUAGAUAACUCAAGACCAAGUGGCUGACUUUUCCACAGACAUAUCUAAAUUUAAAGAGAGCUUCAUAAAUGAAGGACCAAAUUCUAUUGGUACAGACUUAGAUGCAGGUAAUACAGUAUUUUGAAACUUUCAGACAGUUAAACUCUCAAGGUGCACUGGACUCUAGUUUGGCAAUUUUAACGGAGCUUAAGUGAUGCACGUCACCCGGAAGUGAAGCCCUCUCCCUUUUUUAUAUGCCUUGACGCAAACAAAUUUGUAUUACUAAGUUUCUUUUCACUUAGACGAUUAACCCGAGAGUUUCAAACAAACCACUGCCCAGUGAUUCAAAAAGUCAACUUCUGGUUGACGUCCGUCCCUCAAAAACGCUGUUGCUUAAGCUCCGUAAUGAUUGAUUCCCAGGCCUGAGUUGAGUAUAUUAAGCGAUGCACGUCAACCGGAAGUGAAGCCUUCUCUCUUUUUAUAUGCCUUGACGCUAACAAAUUUGUAUUGCUAAAUUUCUUUUCUCUUAUUAAGACGAUUUACCCGAGAGUUUCAACCAAGCCACUUCCGGUUGACGUCCGUCGCUCAAACACGUUUUUGAGCGACGCAUGUCAACCGGAAGUGAGGCCUUUUCUCUUUUUUAUAUGCCUUGACGCAAACAAAUUUGUAUUACUAAGUUUCUUUUCACUUAUUAAGACGAUUUACCAGAGAGUUUGAACCAAACCACUGCCCAGCGAUUCAAAAAGUCCACUUUCGGUUGACGUCCGUCGCUCAAGAACGCUGUUGCUUAAGCUCCGUAAUGAUUGAUUCCCAGGCCAGAGUUGAGUAUAUUUGGUGAUAUUGUGUUUUUGGGUAAAGGAUUCUCCACUAAUCUUAGCCUGCGAGCAAGCUCUCCAUUCGGGGAAGUCGCGAGAAGUCACGCGAAAGGAUACGCAAUAUGCUGGUAGGCUACCAUAUUCUCCGCCUAACAUCCUCGAAAGUUUAGCAUUUUGAAUUACUUGCCCAUUUGGUAUUCGACAGGCACGAUGUACGGAAAUUUGGCCAUUAUAUUAAUAUAUAAACAGUGUUUUAGCCUGUAAAUUGGCCUCCAAUAUUUUGGUAUAAAGCCGAAGGGAUAUCGUUUCUCCAUCGGCCACAUUUUAGGGUAGAUAAUGUCACUUUUCCUGCAGUGUUGUAAACCAGAUGUUGACCGCAAAGAACUUAACUGCUCGUAGGAGUGCUGAAUAAAUGUAUUUUUUAGUUGGGUUCUUAACGUCAGUAACUCUCUUCUUUCAGGCGUGGAACUGCUCAAGAGGUUCAAAGAAGAGUUUGCUAAUUUUGAAAAGGAGCGUCAAGAGUUGGCCAAUGCUGAGAAACUGUUUGGUUUAUCCAUCACCUUGUACCCUGAGCUGCUUGAGAUGGAGAAAGAACUGAAGGGAUUGGAUCAGAUUUUCUCCAUCUAUGAGAAUCAGAAAGUAAGGAAAUUUAUGAGGCAAUAAAGAGGAGGCAGCGUGGCUGAGCGGUUAGAGCACUGGACUAGUAAUUCGCAAGCCCAAAUUUCUAGUCAAGCCCUAACCGCUAGCUAGAUUUGUUCAUGGUGGCCCCAAAUUUAAAUCCUCGACCACGCUUGUAAAAUUGCCAUCAGAUUUGUCUCCGGCCAGUUGGGAUUCUUAACCCUCUUAAGUAAACUACUGCCGAGGGUAAAUAAAGAAAUAUAGAUUUUAUUUUUUUAAUACUAGGUCGUGCUACUGUAGCAACCUCUUUUCUCUCGUAAUAAUGUUUCUUUUUACACAUAAACUGUUAUCUGUAUCUAUGGGCCAAAGUGUAAUUGACAAUUGAUUUUUGGCCUCUGAGCAAGCUCUUCGUUUCGAGUGCGGAGCGAGUGGAGCCGCGCGAAAACUCGUCUCCUCUCACGUGUUGCUCGCGCGUGACUUCUCACGAUAUCUCCCAAAUGGAGAACUUGCCUGCUGACUAAUUGAUUCCCUCUGACUCAACAGGCGGCUCGAGAUGAGUGGGCCAACACACUGUGGGCUAAUCUUGAUGUAUCAGUGUUGUCAGAAGGCAUUGAUGGCUUUAUAAAACAGCUCAAGAGAUUGCCUCGGGAGGUCAAGGCUCUUCCACUCUGUCAUAUCCUUGAAGAGAAGAUGAAGGAAUUUAAGAACUCUAUUCCACUUUUCUCUGAUUUGAAGAAUGAGGCUCUAAGGGAACGGUCAGUAACACAAUUUACUAGUUUUCCUUUAUUUUCUAUUCGAUUUCCAACCAUGCUUAUUGCAAAGUAUGUGCGGGAAAACACUGUUGUCCGGUUACUGAAACAAAGUUGAGGUGGUGUUUCACAAAACCGUGGUCUUAACCAAAUUCAGUCUGGGCAGUCAUAAUAGUUUGAAAACCUCAUAAGCACACAGUGCCAGGAAAGCAUAGAGCACGGUUUGGGGAACACUUCUUCUUUUGUAAACAGAUUUAAAAGUUCAAAAAUUAAUUGUCCUAAUUCGCGUUCUGAGUUAAAUUACUGACCGUGUUGAUUUUUCUAAGUCGUUGAAUGUGGUUAACCCUUUAAGACCCAAUAUCAUCAUGUAUAUUCUCCACUUUGUUCUUCAUUUAUUUCGUAUGGUACUUCGUGAGAGAAUUAGCCUGCGUAACAGGCGCUUGGAAGUGAUGGGCGCAGGAAAGAACAUGGUGCGCGAGAGAGACACGCGUGUCUCCCUCGCGCGCUCUGCUCUUUCCUGCGCCCAUUACUCCCAAGCGCCUGCUACGCAGGCUGUGAGAGAAUUUGUUCAAACUUCAAGACUUUUCAUCUUUGGUGUUUGUUUUAUUCUCAUGACCUGUCUGUUUGAUCUGGUAGUGUUAUUAUUGGGAGAAAUUAGAUGCUGAUCACUGUUGGGGCUUCAAGGGCUCAGAGAGUUAAACGGUUUCUUUUCUCAUUAGUCACUGGAAGAAGCUAAUGGAGAUGACGGGCAUGAAGUUUGACCUCAAUCCCGACACCUUCACCCUCCAAAACAUGUUCGCCAUGGAGCUGCACAAGUUUCAGGAUGUCAUCGGCGACAUCACUGCCAGUGCCACAAAGGAGCUUGGCAUCGAGAAAGGCAUCAGUGAAGUGUCUGACACCUGGGGUACCAUGAAAUUCACUGUAUCCAAAUUCAUGAAGGGAACACAAGAAAGAGGCUUCAUCUUGGGAUCUGUCGAUGAAAUCCUGCAGAUUCUGGAUGAUAAUGCAAUGAAUCUACAAAGCAUGUCCGCCUCACGGUUUGUUGGCCCUUUCUUGGAAACGGUCAACAAGUGGGAGAAGAGCCUGUCGCAUAUUGGGGAGGUUGUCGAGGUGAGAAUGAUACUGCUUGCUCACUAAGCUAGUUCUAGUAUAGGUUAAUUUCGAGAUCCAAAAACCCUUACUUUCAAAUAUAGACUAAGUGGAAAACCUUUCUUGUGAAAAUGAGUUUUAACUUCUUGACAAUACAAAAUCAUUUUCGUGUCAAUGGCUUCACACUUACCCUUGCUUUGAAACAGAGGCUCGAGGCAAUAAAUCUGUAACUCAGUCAAGGCUCCUUUGGCUAUUGGGCGUUUGGGCAUGGGGAACUCACUGUAAUCAUUUGCUUAAGUGACCGCCACACAAUAGCUUCGCUGCUAGUGCGCAAUUGCCCAAUGCCCAAUGCCCAAAGCAACCUAGGAACGAGGUUGAAAGCAACUGUCAUUUGAUCAGGUGUAUAUGUUGUGGUUCAGUUUUUUCCUUUAUUUAAAUUUUAUUUUCCUUUGUUUUAAACUCAUUAUCACACAUUACCAAAGCACAAAACAAAGGAAAAGAAAAUUUAAACCAAGGAUAAAAUUGGACCACAACAUAUGCGUCAGAGUCUUUUCUCCAGUGAAUUUUAUCGUCUCAAUUUUUACGUAUAUUUAUAUCAGAAUAUUGCUUACAGGUGUUCCAUACACCCUCAUUCGAUUGAUGCAUGUGUUGUUUAUAGGUGUGGAUGGUUGUGCAAAGAAAGUGGAUGUAUCUGGAAAGCAUUUUCAUUGGCGGAGAUAUCAGAGCACAGCUACCAGAAGAGGCCAAGAAAUUCGACGACAUUGAUAAAACUUUCAAGAAGGUAGAAUAAUUGAAUUUUGUCUUUUUCAGUGCAUCCAUUUUCACGAGUUAAUCAGCCUGUUCCAGGCGUUUACAUAGCAGAAUGCGGCGCGAAGUCAGAGAGCGGGAAAAAAUAAUGAGGAAGAGAGAGGGGGGGGGGGGAGAGCUUUCACCCCUUACCCCACCCCACCCCCUCGCUGUUUUUGUUGCUCACAUUUCUUUGCGCCGUUCCCACAAACUGAAUACCUGGAGCAGGCUGCACUUACUUCAGUAGCUUCCUAUACUCUUUUUCCAUUGUUCAAUAAUGUACACCGCAUCUCUUUCAGAUCAUGAAUGACACAGCCAAGAAUCCCAAAGUGUUGGAAGCUUGUCACGCCGCCAGUCGUCUGGAACAACUUCAGAUGUUAGUCACCGGUUUGGAAAAGUGUCAGAAGAGUUUGAAUGAUUACCUGGACUCUAAGAGGAACGCCUUUCCACGGUUCUUCUUUAUCUCUGAUGAUGAACUGCUUUCUAUUCUGGGAAGCCAUGAUCCACAGUGCGUGCAAGAACACAUGAUCAAGGUAUUUUAUCAUGCUCCUUUAACUGUAUUAGAACGAAACUGAAUGUUUUUCCGACUUUUGCACGCGCGAAAAUGCCACCUGAAAUGCUAAGAAUUGUGUUCGCCGGGUAACUCUGCUUGUUAAAUGAAUAAAUAAGGGAAGUUUAGUAUAGUAAACAGGUGAAAUUUAGCUUUCUGAGAACGUUUUCAAAUAAGAAUUGACGUUUAAACGAGCUAUUAUCAAUUUGGUCUCCAUCUAAGCUUCACCAAGAAUAGGACAAAAUGCCGGCUUAUGUGUCUUUUAUUGGUUGCUAAGGAGUCUGCUGCAGGCACAAGUUGUGCGAAAGGUGUGUACUGUUAUCCGUUGUAUAAAUAAAGCACUCGCGUCCUAUCAAUUUUUUUCCGAAUUCAAAUCCCAGCGUGAACGCCAUAUAUGGGUUGGGUUUGUGGUUGGUUCUAUCCUUUGCUCCAAGAGGUUUUUCUUCGGGUACUCCGGUUUUCCCCUCUCCUCAAAAAAACAUUUUCAAAUUCCAAUUCGACCAGGAACCAGGUACACGAAGAACCACUACGUGAAUGUGCUACCUCUAAAUCGCUAUUUAUUUAUUCAAUUUAUGGUUGUUUAUUUAUGCGCUGGAUUGUAAUUUAACCAGUGGAUAGCGCUAUCCAACUUCCGAACAACCUUGCUGAUUCAAGAGCAACACAAAACAAAAUAAAAACUGAUCAACGUUAUGAUAGCUCGUUUUGGUCAGCACAGGAAACAAACCCCGGCUGAUACUCUCGAUCUGUUAAUUUAUUGUUUAGAUGUUUGACAACAUCGCCAAGCUUCGGUUUGAAGAAGGCACUGGUCAGGAGAUUCUGGCCGGUGCUAUGAUCAGUGGUGAAGGAGAGGUGAUGGACUUCAGACAGCCAGUGGCUGCCGAGGGGAGGGUGGAAGAUUGGAUGACAAAUGUGCUGAAUGAGAUGAGGAGGACCAACAGGCUCAUCACCAAGGAAGCCAUCUAUAAAUACGGUGGAGACUUGCCAAGGUAGACAAAACCAUACUAAGGAAUGCCACAAAGCUUAACAAAACAUAAUUUAGAACAAACGCCACUGAAUCGUAGCCAACAGUUACCAGCGCCGUACAAACGACUCAUUGACGAGAUCAAGCAAAACUAACUAUGAGAGAACGACUGGAGAACUGACAAUUUGACUAACGAUAGACGACUGUUUAACUGUGACAAUAGACGGAUCGAAACGCACCAAUUACUGAUUUCGAGUCUUCAUAGCCAAUAACAUCACGGCAUAAGUGACAGACGACCAAUAACAUCGCGACGUAGUCGACCAAUCAGAUCAAUAAUCAGAGUAUAAUACCAUCAACUGACGUGAUACAACUCACUUUGACUCUGAAGAUGGCUACCGCACAGGUUGUCGAAACGUCGGUCACUGUCAACAACAACAGUCCUAUUCAGGACUACGUUCACCCGGACGAUCAAACUCAACCUACUUUUGAAAUGACUCUUGGGUUCAAACCUUUCACAAAACAUACACUGUCAUACAGCCGACUUGUUACCUCAAUUGAUCUGAUACCAGACCUCGGAGCGGUAGGCCCAACCAAUCACGAUCACUUUUUUCCGUGCUAAAUCGUGAACAGCAAUUCUCGGCAACGUUCACUUUUAAACCCCUUAGAGAAAAAUGAGUUCUCUUCAACAACAUAUCCUACUAAAGAGGCGGCAAUUUCGAACGCCCUGCAACCCAAAUCUGAGUAUAAGGCCCCUGGUAUCAGGCAUUCCUCACUGACGGGUUUGAAGGAAAACCUUUCGCCUGGUGCUGAAGUAACCUCGUUCCCAGGACUUUUUCCCACUUGGGGAACGAGUAAGGCUGCUGCAAUCUUCGCCCUCCUCCACCCCCUCCCCCACCCACCUCUUACGUUCUAAGAUAGGCUACACACCACUGCGAUGAGUUGCAUUCAACAAGAUAAAGUGAACUAACUUCGCUCAAUGCAGUCCACUCAUUUUGAAUUUUCAGGAUCGACUGGAUGAUGGCUUAUCAAGGUAUGGUUGUAUUGGCUGGAAACCAAGUCUGGUGGACUUGGGAGGUGGAAGAUGUGUUCCGUAAAGUAAAGAAGGGCGACAAAAUGGGCAUGAAAAACUACGCCAGAAAGAUGCACAGACAGAUCAGUGACCUUGUGACGAAGGUUUGUUAAUAAUGUUAUCGAGAGAGCCUUCCUUAAAAACAUCUGCGUGGGAGGCUACCAGUUAGACAAACUGAUAGUGGGGUACUAAAAGAGCGGGAAGAUAGUUUGGAGAUCCGAGAUUAGGAUUGCUGAGCUUAAUUCAGUAAAGUAUUAAACCAUGUCUUAAUAAUGCUUGGAUAUUCUAAUUGGACAUUCGUUCUCGUGUUUGACUGACAAGGUCCUUUCCUUCUGGGAAGCUAUAGUGGCGCCUCCCACCAGUGUGGCUUAGGUUCGAAUCCCAGAGGCGACAAUAUAUGUGGGUUGUGAUUUUUUUUUUGUAGUGAAGUUUUUCGUCGGAUACUCGAUGUUUCGCUCUCCUCAGUAGUCAACACUUUCUAAAUUGCAACUCGAUCUGGAACGUACAAAGACUUGGCUCCUAACUAUUGUAAUUUGUAAUUGUAAAUAUCUUAUUAUCCACUCCCCACAGAGCUUUUCAGGGAUAAUUUACAACACUGGUUGGGGGACUUUGCCAGACUGCUUAAGUUGCAGUUUACAAGUACUGAAGGAAUGAGUGAUGAUGCCCCCAUACAUGAGUGUGAAACGGUUUUCCGUGGGUAAACAAAUUACAGCAGUGGCGGAUCAAGGGGAGGCCCCCGCCCCUAAUUUUUAGACUAAGUUGAGGCCCAAACGGCCCGAAAAACGUUUUUUCAGACCCCCCACUGUACAGUUCCUUUUACUUCAAGUCCUUCCAAGGGUUGGUUGUAGGUACAGGUAAAUUAAAGAACGCAUUGUCUGUUUACGACACAGGUUCGUGAACCAGCCUUGACUAAGAAUGACCGCAAGAAGUUCAACACAGUGUUGAUUAUUGAAGUUCACGCCCGAGACAUCAUCGACAGUUUUGUUCGAGACAGGUGUGUAUGCAUUAGUGUCAGACGGCCCAAUCCACACUUGACUUAACGUCCACUCUAAGACAAUCAUUAGGAAGUUUUACGAAAGGGGAGAUUUUCGGAAACGUUUUGGAAAGUGGAGUCUUUAAAAAAGGGAGGUCUGUCUUCUCAGUAUGGAGACGAACGCAUGCCUGACGCUUUUGCCAGCUUUAAAAAUGGCGGGAAAAAACUAGAGUGUCGAAUGUCGUAGUAUCGCUGGCGUUGUUAGAGACUUUUAGAUUCUAGGACGAAAACGACUACGAGUGCGAGAUUUAACUUCGCGUAUUCUCAAAUAAUAGACAACCCGGAUAGCUUCAUUGUACAUCUUUUUCACCAAAAAAAAGAGCACUGCUACCUUGAUUGAAGGCGUUUAAGGUAUCUCCCAGCCGCAAAAUAAUAAAAACUACAUCACUUUAUAACUUGCGUCCGCUAACACUACAUUCUCGCUAAAACUCCUGGCAGAAUGACGAUGACUAUCACAUUUUCCCGCCAAAAUGGCACUGGUUUACACGUGCGUACUCCUUAGUAUUGAGAAAAUCUCGUACUCGUAGUCGUACUCGUCUUAGAAUCUAAAGGUCUCUGUUGAUCCAAGUGCACUGAGAAGUAGACACUUCCUGGAAUUAUUUGGGUAAGAAACCUUUCGAUAUUUCCGAAAUACAUUUUCGAUGGCUAAGUGUGGGCGGUAAAAAAAUGCCGAUAUGGAUGCGUUGUUUUCCAUGCGUUCUGCUAACACGACCGGUAUCCUAACCUUGAGCUUUGCAAUGUCCAAUCGCAACGUAAGCGGAAAACAGGUGAAUUUUUAGUUAGUAAUAUACUCGAUGAUAACGAGGAAUUGAAUAUGUGUAAACUGGCGGCAAGACAUGUUUUUUUAGUGUUUAAAAUUCAUGAAUGUGUUUGCUUGUAGUAUAAUGGACACUCGUGAAUUUGAGUGGGAGAGUCAGUUGAGGUUCUAUUGGGACCAGCUGCCUGAUGAGUUGAUGGUGCGUCAGUGCACGGGAGAGUUUGGAUACGGAUACGAGUACAUGGGACUGAAUGGCAGACUGGUUAUCACACCUCUGACUGACAGAAUCUACCUUACUAUCUCACAGGUAAAAGAUGUUAGAGCAGGAAGCUUAAGUAAGGGCAUCUUCGAGCGACAUUACUCAAGCCAGCCGGAAGUGGACUUUUCGCAUUCGCAUUCGCAUAAGAGUAAAGAAAUUUAGUAAAACAAAUUUGGUAGCUUCAAGGCACAUUAAAAGGGAAAAGCCUGACACUUCCGGUUGUCGUGCGUCGCUCAAAAUAGCCGUAGCUUGAGCUCCCGGCAGAUGUUUGAGCUAUGAUUGCAAGAUUCACUGACUGGGAGUAUGAGUGCGAGUUUGAUGAUUCCAGUUCUAACUGAAUUAUUUCAUGUGCUGUGUUAGGCCUUGUCCAUGUACCUAGGCGGUGCCCCAGCAGGACCCGCUGGUACAGGAAAAACCGAGACAGUCAAGGAUCUGGCCAAAGCUUUAGGAUUAUUGUGUGUCGUUACCAACUGUGGAGAAGGCAUGGACUACAAGGUAAAUGACAACUGACAAACCAAUGAAGAUUGUGUGACAAUGAAUAUGCAUGACAUAUUACUUCUUCAUGAUGUAGUUGUGCUUGACUUAACUGGCAUCGCCUAUCAUUUUUUUUACAACCACUGCUUUCUAAACAAAUUUUCGACUGAAAAACAUUCAGCCAUGUCCUCAUCUGAGAAGAGGUUGUUUAUGGGACCAGAUUUUUGGGCCCGUUGGGUGGUCGCACUAACGGACUUUCAUUAUAUCUUUUUUUUCUCUGCGUUUUGUUUGUUCCCAGUCUAUUGGCAAAAUCUUCUCGGGCCUAGCACAGUGUGGCGCCUGGGGUUGUUUUGAUGAGUUCAACCGUAUUGACGUUUCUGUGUUGUCCGUCAUCUCUACUCAAAUCAAAACACUGCAAAACUCACUCAGCAACCACCUCAAGAGACUACAGGUAAGACCUCUGUUUAUUCUUUUGCUCUGUGUGUGGCAUGUGAAGUAGCUUCCCACGCAGACGUUCUUAGGGGUUCGUCACGCGUUCCUGCCGCACGAACAGGAAUGCGUGACGAACCCCUAAGAACGUCUGCGUGGGAGGCUACAUAUAACGUGGAUGAAACUGUUUGUGGAUGUAAACUUGGGCGUGGCUUUUUAGAUGGAACCUGUUGUGUAGUGCGUUAGUGUCGUUUAUUUCCCCAAGCACUAUCCACCAUGUAAUUAAACAAUUUUCUUGAUUUUCUCCUUUUUGCGAGUGAUUAUCGGUGGGUUUAUCUCAUCGUUUCCAAGCAAGUUUUCAAACUGUCUCAGUCACCAAAAGAGGAGGCUUACUACCAGGAAACGUUGCUCUUUAAAAUUCACAAACGUUCUGGAUCAAUUUGCGGUAUCAUUUUAUAGCCUGCGAACGCAGACGUAUUUCCGGUAGUCGCUUCUCUAUACCCGAGAAGCGACGACCGGAAAUACGUCCGCGUUCGCAGGCUACGGUAUCAUCAGAAACGUUGCAAAACUUCUUGCUAACCAGAUUGGUAUGCUGCUGUUUAGAAUGUUACUCUAAGCUUCUGGUUUACGACUUUCAAUCGCAUCAGUUGGCUGAUGGAAAAGGUACCAGAGCAGCUCUAAUGUUUCGUGCUCCCGGUAGAGUGAAAAGUUCAACUGCGCAAUUCGCCUUACAAGUCCUUGCAAAAAGCACGGACUGAUUUAUUCGACAUUCUUGAACCCCGUUAUGUUCUAACAAGUAUGUAUUUCAUUUAUCAGUUUGAAGGUACCGAGAUAGCGUUAGAUGGUCGCAUGGGGAUCUUCAUCACCAUGAACCCUGGUUAUGCAGGCCGUACAGAGCUCCCUGAGAGUGUCAAAGCUCUCUUCAGACCUGUAGUGUGUAUUGUUCCUGAUUUACAACAGAUCUGCGAGAUCAUGCUUUUCUCUGAAGGAUUCUUAAUGGCCAAGGUAAUCAGCGUAAUGAGUUAGUUCAGUAGUUCAAAAAGGGGCUAGGAAGCGCAAUUUUAGGUAAAUUUCAGCUCUUACCAAUUGGUAAUGUAACUUACUGAAGUAUCAAGAUGACUGGUUGAAACAGUAAAAGAAAACACAGUAAUGAAGAAGCCCAAAAGAGGGCACGGAUAUUUGACAUGGGAAAAUUUAAGCAGAUUUUAGUUAAGUGAACUUGAAAAACAGCGGCACGAUCUUAUAAUAUUAACGAAGUAUUAUAACUAUUAUUAUUAUUAUUUAACGUGGCCGUGUUUUUUGUCAAAGGUCAAAGUUCACAAUUAACGAAAAUAAUUACUGUAACAAUUAUCGAACGUAUCGUGACCUGGCCCUUUAAAGGCAGAAGACCCUAUUUGAGAGGAAGUUCCUUGAUACCUAUUUAUACUUGCAGGUUCUGGCCAAAAAGAUGACAGUUCUGUACAAGCUGGCAUCCGGACAGCUAUCCAAGCAGUCUCAUUACGAUUUUGGUCUCCGUGCAUUAAAGGCUGUUUUAGUGAUGGCAGGAGAGCUGAAGAGAGGUUCCCCUGAUUUGAACGAGGCGAGUUUUACCCUUUAAAAGCCACUAACGGUGAUCAGCAUCAAAUUUCUCCUUGUAAUAUCAUUGCUUUAUAAAACAGACAUGUGAUAAGAAUUUAGGACAUGAUCACAUAUGAUGAAUCUAACUGAUUCUUCGACAACUUCUCUCCACUACUACUGUAGGAAACUUACAGGGACAAGUGAGAAUUUGAAUGUGGAUAUUAGGGGUUUAAGGGUUAAGUAGUAGACCAGUUAGAAACUGUUGUAGAUCUACUUGUCAGAACCAUUUUCUAAUAACACUUGUUUAGGAAGACCUUUUGAGCAGGCAGCAAAAGUUUUGGUGUAAUAUUACAGUACAUCUCUCCCAUUGACGGAUGCAGUGUUGAUGAAUUUCGUGACGUGACAUUAACAAUAGUUUUAGUGUAACAGUAUUUUAUCUCUUCCUGUAGGAUUUUGAGUUGACGCAAGCGUUUCGUGACAACAGUUUUGCUGAUUGCAAAGUUUCGUCGCAUGAAAUUUCCAACAGUUUUGGUGUAACAGUAUUAUAUUUCCUCCUUUAGGAUGUAGUGUUGAUGCGAGCGUUGCGUGACAUGAAUUUACCCAAAUUCGUGUUUGAAGACGUACCACUCUUCCUUGGCCUCAUAGCCGACUUGUUCCCAGGCCUUGACUGCCCGAGGGUUCGCUACCCAAAUUUUAAUGAUGCUGUGGAAGCUGUUCUACAAGACAACAAAUAUAUACUACUUCCCCAUCAGGUAUUUCAGAAGAAUUUUGACAUAAUAUUACAUCCAAGAGAGUGCCUUAGUUAAGACUGACAACAGCAAGAACAAUAAGACUUUUUGUAAUGUGCUGCAUGACAAACGACACCACAAAUUUCUGGUCACCAAGUUUUAUUUGUGAUAGUCAAAAGAUUUCGUCCAGAAAGAUUCUGGACAUCAAAAGUCUACGUCCAUGGUGCGAAACUAGAACUCGACACUUGCUAAAACUUAGCAGCCAGCAAUUGUUUCUUUCAAAACCCUCAUUUACAAGCAUGAAAUGCUGCUAAAAGAUCUAAUUUAUUAAAAGCUGUUGGUAUAAAACAUGGUGCGACAAUACUGUUCACACUUACUUAAGAUUUUAUGUGUGAUUGCGUUACAGGCUGACAAAGUUGUUCAGAUGUAUGAGACCAUGUUGACGCGUCACACAACCAUGAUCGUUGGUCCGACCGGUGGUGGAAAGACUGUUGUUAUCAAUACCUUGGCACAGGCGCAGACACGGUAAGAUUGCCUGUCCGCACCCACCUUCCACUAACCAGAACGAUAACUUUUUGUUAUAAACUUGAAGGAAUUAUGCUAUUGAUGCGCAUAAUGUUCAUUAGUGCCAGGAUGUAAAGGGGAAAACCAAUUGCAAAACUAACAACAACGGAGCUGCCAUGCAACAGCCUCUCCGGUCACCCUAUCCCCAGUGUCUUCUUGUUUCUAAAGGCAGCGCUACCUUGGAAAGGUCCUGGUGAAGAGUACAGUACUGUUAGAAGGUCUCAGUUGUUCCGUAUGUUUUGGCUUCACUGUCAAACAAAAUUUGCCCUAUAUUCCCUGCUAUUGUUUUACAGUUAAACCCCUUAAGUGCGCAGUCAAGGAGGCAGGUGGACUGGCAUCUGUGUUAUAAAUAGGCCCUGGAACUUUCUGUCAAAGGCUCUCUCAAGAUCUACUUGUUGUUGUUGAAACACUCGUCUCUAGUGUUUAUUUGCUUAUGGAGUCAGCCAUUUCAAAUUGAUCAAGAGUAGCUGGUCUGCUUAGCUUUAAUUUGACUUAACUGUCUAAAGGCUGAGACCUUUCAGGGUGAACAGAAAGACUUCUUUUUAAGGAUGUCCGGCUUUGAGUUGACUGGCGGUCUGUGUUUGUUUUGUGUUUUCAGCCUGGGUAUGUCCACUAAACUGUACCUAAUGAAUGCCAAGGCCUGUACAGUGGUAGAGCUGUACGGAACAUUGGACCCAGUAACUCGGGACUGGACUGAUGGAUUACUAUCCUGCAUCUUCCGUGAGAUCAAUAAACCAACCGACAAAAACGAACGGAAGUAUAUUGUGUUUGAUGGCGAUGUUGACGCCUUAUGGGUUGAAAACAUGAAUUCUGUCAUGGACGACAACAGGCUGCUGACGCUAGCUAAUGGCGAGAGAAUUCGGCUGCAGAAACACUGUGCUCUGCUGUUUGAGGUAUGACCCUAGACUUAUCAUGCCAUUUUUAUUCGACCAAGAAAAGUGGCUUCCCAACUGUUUGCAUGUGGUUAAAAGGAUCAACACGAACUCUACUCGGUUUUCUGCGAAAAUUGAAUAAUUUAAUAAGGAUGGUACUCAUAACACAGAGUUAUUUUAGCAAGGACAACUGCAGCAUGCAGAGGUAGUUGUAUAUUAGGUUGAAAAUAGAACAAUUUAACUCUUUAUGGUAAUUUUAGAUUAUUGCGUCGAUUCUUCCUUUUCAUCUCAGUGAUUCUUGCUAAGAUUUACCUUUGCUAAAUGGUCAAUCAUCACGCUAAAAUAACCUGCGUUCCGCAGACCUUCCCGUAAUGCGCAGAGUGCACAGUAACAACGCCUACAACGCCUUUUACUGUUGCGGGCACCUCCAUAAAAGGGACCCUUCCCUAUUGGAAGUCUGAAAUAUCAACCAUCCCCUCCCCUAACCAACGGGACGCGCGGUGGGUUAGGUAGAGAGUAUUUUAUCGCUGCCACCCUGUUGCUCCUUGGCUUGCUUGUUUCGUAAGUUAACCAAAGGUCGGGCACAUGAGAGAGACUCUUUUGUAAUUAAACACAGACGUUAAAGUGGCCAACUAUUUCCUCAGGUUGCAGAUCUCCGCUACGCGUCUCCAGCUACUGUAUCACGGUGCGGUAUGGUGUACGUGGAUCCCAAGAACCUGGGAUAUAACCCUUACUGGGAGAAGUGGUGUAAUGCUCGCGGAAGCGAUAAGGAGAGAGAGGAGCUCAACAGACUGUUUGAGAAAUAUGUGCCACCCUGUAUAGACCUCAUACUUGAAGGAAUCGUCGAGGGAAAGAUAGGAAAGAAGUUAAAAACUAUCAUCCCUCUCACAAAUCUGAACAUGGUAAGUGAGUGGAUGGGACUGCUUUGAAAUUUUCAUCGAUUUAUGUGAAAAUAAAAAGACAAAAUUUCCAUAUUUAUAUUUUACUAGAGGUAAUCAUUGAUUACAGAUCCGCGUUCGCCACUUUAAUACGGAAACGAAAUCGAGUCACAGGAACUCAAGAUUAGGAAGCGUUCUGACGAACGCGAUAAGUAAAAUGUUAGGUACGCAAAGACUAAUCGAGGCCAAUAUUGUGGCCUACAGGAAAAUCGGAAUGAAAAUUGAUGAAAAAUAAUAGCAGAUAAUGACAGUCAUAAGAAGGAACUGAACUUCGUGAACGGUUACUUUCUACAGGACCGUGUCGUGUUUGUUUGUUUGUUUGUUUGUUUUGUUUUUGUGCUGUUGCUUUCUCCAACUAAAAGUGGAUGAAGGACGAAUAUAAGGGCUUACGUCGAAACAUUUCUUUUAUUCUAGAAUAGGUGUAUCUGCUUGUAGGCUUACCCUCUUGAUCGACUGAAAGACAUUACCGGCACAGCUUGUUUGCUAGGCUGUCUGAUCGGCGUGUCUUUGCUGUGGUUUAUUAACAUACAAAUUACCUUGAGAACGCAUAUUAAUACAAACAAAUUUUCAAAAUUUGAAUGAGCUGUUACAUUAAGAACACUUAAACCACGUUUACAUGGUUGGGACUGCGCUGCAAAACUGAGCUCCAGUUUAAGUGUUACCUGGAGAUAGUCAAUAGAGGUGGACACUACUAGAGAUUGUCACGUCACUCGUGAUGUUUUUCGUCCCACCGUUGUUUUAAGGUCUUAACUUGCCAUGUGUCCAUCAAAGAGUAUACGGCAUGUCGAUUUCAUUUUUAGAGAAGUUCUUUCAAUAUUCGAUUGCUAUUUUUUAAGACAUGAAUGGUGAACUUACAUCGGUGAGGAAGAAUAUGUAGACAAAGAUAACCACUGACAAGUUUGAUUAUUUCCGUUGUCAGGUUGUUCAGUUGUCCCAGAUGCUGGAUGCGCUGCUUCCCCCUGCAGAAAGUGCGAACUUCCUUGGUUCUGAAACAACAGAGGCCAUAUUCAUAUCUGCAUUAACCUGGUCUUUAGGGGGAGGGCUGCUCGAGAAUGGGCGGACUGUGUUUGAUGGGUUUGUCAAAAGAAUUGCUACAUUGCCUCAGAAUCCUGCUGAGGGGUCUGUUGUUGGACCAGGUAUGAUUUCGUUUGUGUUGUUGACAAGGCGGUUAUGCUCCUUUGCAUGUUACGUGAUUUAAGGGAAACCAACAUGCCACUUGAUGCAAAGCUGUAUAAAUUCAGGUUAAACAUCUCGAAUAUCUUAUGCACGAGAAAAACACACUCACACAAAUAUCUGAAUCUCUUGCAAUUCUGUGUUUCAUGUCUAGGAUUCUUCGUUACCUGGUUUCGAGUUUUUGAUGUUGUGAUAGUGAAACCCACUUCAUUUUCUCCUUAGUAAACUGGAACUAGCGUGAAGUCGAGUCUUUUACGGAUGAAUACCCAGCGUGAGCCUCGACUGUUUUCCAGUUACAGUUUUUUACCGAGGAUGAAAUUGAAAAAUGAAGUGACAAUACCCUGGCUACUACACGAUGACUAAGGAAUAACUUCAGUUUCUAUGCACCCAACAUUAACACUUACUUCUCAUUUAGGGCAAAAUGAUGGCUUAAGGGAGGGGUAGGUGGACAGUUUCCCAGAAACCUAAAUUUAUCCCUUUCUUCUUUGUAUUCGCUAACUCUGUCCACGUUCCCUGUCUGCUUAGGUGAGAUUCCUAGCGCCCAGUCCACGUUAUUCGAAUAUUUCUUUGACUCGAAGAAGCUCCUCUGGGUCCCCUGGGUGGACGUUAUCCCGGAGUAUGUUCACGACCCCGAAAAAAAGUUCUCUGAGAUUUUGGUUCCAACUGUGGACACUGUGAGGACAACAUGGCUGCUGGAACUGAUGGUCAGUAUAAAGAGGCCUGUGGUACUCGUGGGAGAGACUGGUACUUCUAAGUCUGCAACUACCGCGAACUUUCUAAGGAGUCUCGACAAGGAUUCUACGGUAUGUUAUCAGGAACUCACGGUUUUUGCUACAUCUGUGAAAAUUGGCUUUUGUCCGAAUAGCAGCUCUGGAACUUAAUAAUAGUUGUCCACCUUAUUCCUCGUAUGUUAAUCACUUUGUUAUCCAUCUUUAAAGGUGCUAGCUACGUCAUGCUAUUGGCUAUCUGUUUUUAUUAAAAACUGAAUCAUUGGAUAAUGCAAUUCUAGAGCUCUGAUUGGCUAAGCCAUCAUGGUAUAUGAGCCAUUAUACCAUGCUCUCCAAAUAUGGUAACUGUACGCGUCUGCUCAAAACUAAAAACAAGCUGAAAAAAGUCGGUUGUUUUUACAAAUAAAGUAAGGAAAAAUUCUCGAUAUUUUGUGGGCGUUUUCAAUAAAACAAUUAUUCCACUCGCGCUUGUUGGAUGUGAGAUGAUUAAAGCCAACUCGGCGCUAUGCGCGUCGUUGGCUACCUACCAUCUCAUAUCCAAAGCGAACUCGUGGAAUGACGGGCAUCAAUUUUGUUAUUUACAUAAACUCAUUUCUUAUUGACUUUAUUUGUCCCUCCUGACUCACAGCUCCUGCUUAAUAUCAACUUCUCUUCGCGAACAACUUCCAUGGACGUACAAAGGAACCUUGAGGCCAACGUAGAAAAGAGGACAAAAGACACUUACGGUCCCCCUAUGGGGAAGAGAUUGCUAGUGUUCAUGGAUGACAUGAAUAUGCCACAGGUGGAUGAAUAUGGCACACAGCAGCCAAUAGCAUUACUGAAGCUACUGCUAGAGAAGGGAGGCAUGUACGACAGGGGCAAGGAACUUAACUUAAAGAAUUAUCGGGAUAUCGGCUUUGUGGCUGCCAUGGGAAAGGUACAGAGUGUUUAGCACCUUUGCAUGCACGCAAGCUCCUAGGACGUGAGGUCACCAUUUCCCUGCUUUUUGACACACACUGAAGGCUUUCAGCGUUUGAUUACAUGAGCUGCGUUAGCACGGUUUACACGUGAAUUAAACACAACAAAAAUCAGCUCCUUAAUCGACAAACGAGCCUGCUUGUUAGCCAGGAUAUACAGGGAUCGCGGCCUAUUUCUCUUUGCAUGAGCAAAUCAAACUUUUAUCAUCAUCUUAUACCGCUUGCAAAAAAACAAAUAAACAAACAAACAAACAAAACAAAACAGGACUGUGUGGAAACAGAUCCUCAGUAACUUGUAAUUUGAAAUUAAUGAUUAGAAAUUUACCCUUUGUUCUUUAAAGUCAUGGCUCCAUCAUUUGGUACCAUAUCCAUAAUACGUUUGGUGUCUUUCCUAAAUUCUCCAAAAGGAGAAGCUUACAUUAGUUUCACUUUUUGUUAAAAUUUGUUGUUCGUUGUGAAGCAAUAAAUGCUUGUUCAUGAAACAUCUCAUUACCACGCAUGUUCAACACGCCUACACCUUUCCCCUAACUUAGUUUUGAAACCUAUUUUUAGCCUGGUGGUGGUCGCAAUGAAGUGGACCCGCGCUUCAUCUCUCUCUUCAGUGUUUUCAACGUCACCUUCCCGUCACAGGAGUCACUUACCAAAAUCUACUUCUCGAUUCUGAACGGCCAUUUGGAGCCAUUCAAAAAGGAGGUUAGAGAGCUGGCCUCAAAAAUCACGUCUGCAACUCUGGAGUUAUAUAACAAGAUCAUACAGAACCUGCCACCCACCCCUUCUAAGUUCCACUACAUCUUCAAUCUGCGUGACUUAUCCCGUAUCACCCAGGGACUAUGCCUGAGCACGCCCGACAGGUUUGAUAAUCCUGGACAGUUUGUUCGACUGUGGAAGAACGAGUGUCUCAGAGUGUUUUACGACCGUCUGAUCAAUUCGUCAGAUAAGAAGAUCGUCAAUGUAAGUUUUGACUAGCAUUUUGUUUUUCAAAGGAAAACAUGCCCUGUUACAAAAGACAAGUUUCUCGUCAAAUGUCGUUUUGUGAUUGGCUUAAAAAUGUAGCGCAAGGUGAAGGUUAAAACGUUUAACCUAUAAAGGCUACGUUCAUCGGAGGAAUUUCCGACCCGCUGGAAAAUUUUGAUAGGACGGUUCGUUCACCAAAACCGUUCAAUAUUUUCCCACUGUUCACACGGAGCUGCCGAAAUAGAUUAAAUUUUGAGCGCUACUUUGGCAAAUCCAAAAUGGCGUCUCCCAACUGAGUUACCACGCAUCCAUAUGCAACCACGCCUUCGCUGAAAAUGGCUUUGGCAUUCCACCAGACAAAUUUUUGACCGUACAGCGUACUGGCUAAAAACUUUCAACUCUAUUUUGGUAUUCAAAUUUUUCACGGCUAUUCGUUAAAAAUUUCGUAGGGUUAGGGUGUGACGAGCAUUUUUAACUGUCAAAAAUUCGGGAUCAUUAUACGUUUCUGGGAAACUGCCUACCUACCCCUCCCUCAAGCCAACAUUUUGACCUAAUUAAGAAGUGAGUGUUAAUGUUGGCAUAGGGGAGGGGUAGGUGGGCAGUUUUCCAGAAACGUAUAAGGUGCCUUAUAAACGUGUAGCAUGAGUUUUACAAUUUUGUCGCCGGAUUGUAAUCUAUGCUAACCAAUGUUAAUCUUUGCUAAUCUUCCCCCUUCUAAACCAUCCUUAAUUCUUUUGAGUCUCAUUUUACCCCUAAGGUAUUUUCUGUUUACCAAACUAUAUUAUAUGCUUUACUCUCAUUUCUCAGGGUUACGUCAACGAGCUGGUCGAGCAGAACUUUAGAAACCACCUGGACUUAGUCAACAGAGAGCCGAUACUGUUUGGGGAUUAUCGUAACGCAUUAACUGAAGACCCACGUUUGUACGAAGACAUUGUGGAUUAUGAAGCUGCUAAGGCUGUGUUUGAUGAGGUUAGGGUGGACUUGUUCUCAUUAUUGGCUUCUGUUCUUGACUUUUUUAGGCUCGAGUACCAGCCGCUUUUCGGGAAAUAUACUCGCGCUCCUUCCCCGAAAAGACGGCUGGACGUGUGGGUUUGCUGUUGUUGAUUUCCACCUAUCAGAUCUUUAGCAGGUAGCGUAAGUUAAUUCCUCUAGAGCAGAUUUCAAACGGCAGAUACAAAGGUGUUGUUUGAUGUGGCGUGCGAUCGGAGACCGUACAAGAGCGAACCUUAGAGAGCGGCAGAAAUCGAGGCUAAUUCUCGAUUUGUGAGCUUUGGAGUAGAAGAAGUUGCUCGCCACUCUGUUGCCACAGUUGAUCCUCUUCAUUUGGUCCUGACGAAGCCAAACUUCGUACAAUCCCAUCUUCUAUGAUACGGACACUUCUGUUCUGUGGACACUUGGCUCUGUCCUGUUUUAGUCUGUAUUAAAGGUUUAACUGCCAGUUCCUAUCUCAAAGAGAGGUAUCAUGACACUAUUCGCACAGGGACAUUUUUAGAAGUUUCUAUAGAAGCUUCUGGCAAUAAACCAUUCUGUUUUAUCUUCAAUUACAGAUCCUAGAGGAAUACAACAUGGACCACGUGCCUAUGAAUCUUGUUCUCUUUGAUGACGCUAUCGAGCAUUUGACGCGUGUUCACCGCGUCAUCCGCAUGGAAAAAGGUCACGCCCUGCUGGUAGGAGUAGGAGGCAGUGGGAAACAGUCCCUCACCAGGCUGGGCGCCUUUUCUGCAGGGUGCGAGGUGUUUGAGAUCACGCUCACCCGUGGUUAUGACGAGAACUCUUUCAGAGAGGACCUGAAAGGACUUUAUUCAAAACUAGGGCUGGAAAACAAGAAAAUGGUUUUCCUGUUCACUGAUGCUCAUGUAGCACAGGAAGGUAAUGUAGCUGACAUAUUUGACGUCGCACGUAGUUUUGUCAAAUACUUCAGGACGAGGUGCGGCUAGCAGUGGGCUUUUGACUUGCUGUACUACUGUAGUAUUAGGGCAUGUUUACAUGGAGGUAGGGGAGCCCAGGUAGGUGAGGUAACCCGCUUAGGUGGGGAACCCGCCUGUCCACAUAAUCUCUCAUUUAAAUUUGAUCACGUUUACAUGAUAGGUGGGGUGACCCGCCGCAUGUUACCUAACCUAUCUGGGGUCCUCCACCUCCAUGUAAAGAGGCCCUUAGAUGUAAGCAGCAAAAGCGUUAGUUUUAUUAUAACACUAUGGUUUCGCCGUUUUUUCUGCUCUUGCCUUUAGCUUCUUUCGGCAGCUCUCGUCCUCUUCUCAGCUGUUGCCCAGAAACUGCGCUAUGUGAGGAGAGAGUAGAAUCAGUUUGGAGGAAUCAGUUUUAAAUUGUAGCCGGCGAUCGACUACACCGUGCAGCGAAAUGACUUUGUGUAUGGCAAUGGCUGGCAACCACAUGAAAAUUAUCUGAGUACACUUUCUACUUCGGCGUUUUCAGGUUAUGGUAAAAUCUGGUAUUUUUCCCCACUAGAUCGAUCUUACAGUAGUUUCUGUUGUAUUUGCUUUCAGGUUUCCUUGAACUCAUCAACAACAUGCUGACGUCAGGAAUGGUUCCCGCGCUUUUCCCCGAUGAUGAAAAAGAAGGAAUUAUCGGACAGGUAAGUAAGGACAAUUAAUGGGGUCUGCAUAAGGCCUCCCCACCCCCCAGGGUUCUCAUUAAGUGCGAGCAACCGGCUAAAAAUACCGGCUACUUGGAAGUUUGAGCCGUCUACUUUGUGGGGAUAAAGGGUAAAGUGAGAGAGUGAAAGCCUGAUAUUGCCUAUACAGCACUCAGUGACCUACUUAUACAUCCUAGACCCUCUUAGACAUUAAAUAAGGAGAGCCCUGAAGGGCGUGGGGGAGAUUGUGAUCCUGACAAGCUGCGAAAAUUAUUUUGUACUUUAUCAACUUUAGAACAGCUAAACCUUUAUCGAUGAAGUCUCUCUGCUGGUCUGAUAGGUUUCUUUACUUCCCGGUUAUCAGUUGUCUUACUGUAUUCAUGAUUUGAUGCAGUGUUGUCGUUAAACUCGUGUCCUCUCCUUCACAGGUUCGAGACGAAGCAAACAAAGCAGGAGUACCACCCGCACGGGAAUCUAUCUGGCAGUACUUUGUGAACAAAUGCGCCAAUAAUCUUCACAUCGUGCUGGCCAUGUCGCCUGUGGGAGAGACCCUAAGGACUCGCUGCCGAAACUUCCCAGGUCUCGUGAAUAACUGCAUCAUUGACUGGUUUACAGCCUGGCCGCAACAGGCUUUGCACGCCGUUGCCUCCGUGUUUUUGGGAGAAAACGUAAGUUUUUCCUCAUUUUGACACACGCUAAGUUUUCACUCAGCUAGCUUGUGCCUCCUUGAAGGCGCGCGAUUUUGGAAACUGCUUCUUCAACUAGAAUAACUACAAGUUACACAUUAAGUGAGACUACACACUAAGUCAGUACACACACUCCGAGACUAUAAUAAAUUUUAUUCUAGUCUCGACGUGUUAUUACUGACUGGUGUUUCGCUGUGCCUCGUUUGUAACUUGAACAGUUGUGGCGUACAGUACUUGGUGAUGCCCACCUAUUUAAACUCUUUCACUCAGGACAGCAGACAAAUUCAACACAGUUUUAACCCUAAAAACAGAGACGGUACCGUACAGAAUUCAACUUUAAGUUCCUAGAUCCGAAUCGGACAAAGGGUAGAGUUAACUUUAGAUACGUUAAUAGUUUGAGUUUGUUGCGUAUGUCCUAAGGAUACAAUGUCAUAUGGCCUGCGUCGUCGGCAUUCGAAGGGGAAUGCCGAGUUCGAGCGCGCUAACACGCGCGUGAUCCCCUUCGCGUCCUUGCACGCCCGAAUUUUCCCAUUCAUUUUCCAGUUUGAAAGCCUGCCACCCAGGCUAAAUGAAAUAUUGUCCAAUAUUAUUUAUUUAUUGGAACAUUUUUUUUUUAGAAUGACAAAAUUCCUGAUGAAUACCGUGAGAAUGUCGUCAACCACGUGGUGUACGUACAUCAAACCGUUGGAGUGUUCAGUAAAACGUUUCUUCAAAAGCUGAGGAGAGUGAACUACACUACGCCCAAGAACUAUCUGGAUUUUAUCAACACUUACAACAAGUUACUGGAAGAGAAAGAUAAAUUUGUUUUGGAACAAGUAAGUUAUUUCAUCAUGAUGCUUUCCGUCGGUGCCCUUUGAUCAAGUAUGCAUAAUGUUCGCACUUUCUCAAGCCCAAGUCGCGACGAUCGCUAUGGAUGAAACGACGAUCUUAGAGAUUAAAGCGAUAAGGGCAUUGCCUUUCAAAUCAAGUUUGACAACGUGAAUCGUGCGAUAAUGGCAAAGAGUUCUGCCAAAAGGUGUGCUAAAGUUCAGAGUGUCUGUUUUGCUUAUUAAACGUGUUUCGUUGUUGUUUAUUUUCUUGUCUUCUUUGUCAUCAUUGUGGUUGUUUGAGCUCGCUAGUUACGGUACCGUGCAAAACAAUUGACAAUACCCGACGAUUUUGUUGAAAAACCGACGAUUUGAUGGAAAACGCGCAGCACAAACGACGUCCGCAGGUACCCAUUAAGAGGCUGAAUCAUGAUAUACAUUUUGACAUUUUGAGGGACACCGUAGGUACACAUUCUUUUACCAUACUUUCUGACAAAUUGCUACUAGCGUUUCAUCUUGAAAGGGGUUGCCCAUUUGUUAGCCUCACAAAAAAUGUUCAGCGACGCAAAUGUUAGGUCAGGUUGGUUGGUUCAACGUUCUCGUUUCUUUUUCUCUCUUUUUUUUAGUGUCAUCGCCUUGAUGGCGGUCUCAGCAAACUUUUGGCAGCCAGUGAGCAACUGAAAGAACUCAACGAAAAGUUGGAAAUUCAAAAAGUAGCCGUGACUGAAAAGAGCGAAGCCUGCGAGAAACUGCUGGUGGAAAUUCAGCGCGCCACUGAGCUAGCUAAUGAGAAGAAAGCCAUGGCUGUAGGCAAGAAAGAAGAGAUUGCUGAACAGAACAAGGAAAUUGUCGUAGAGAAAACGGAAGCGGAAGAAGCUCUUGCGUUGGCACUUCCGGCGUUAGAGGAAGCAAAACUGGCUUUACAGGAUCUAGAAAAGUCUGAUGUCACUGAAAUCAGGUACUGAACGGAUGGUAACUCCACCCAGCGAUCAAGUAUUUCGCUAACAGUCUUUGCGUGUAAGGUGUUCAUAACUUGCUCCUACGUGGAUAUCUGAUGUUGAUCAAAUAUUUUUUAAAAAAUGCUCUUGCCCAACAUGGCAUUUUGUUUUAAAAACAACCUUCCAGUGAAAUCCUUUGUCGUGCUCAAAUGCUUGUGAGAGGAAAUCUCUGUCGGUGUAGAAUCCUUGUUUACCAACGUUCCUACAAGCUGUUUUACGCAAGCUAGAGACUGAUGCAAACCUUGCUGACCGCAAAAAAACCAUCUCAUGCGAACCCCUUGAAUUUCUUAUUAAGUAACAGAUCGUCCUACGGAUAACAAGAUGGCGACCACAUCGCGAGAGAAACGAAAAUGCUCUUAAUGAAGGCAAUUCUGUAGGCGUAAAUUAGUAAAAAGAAUUAGCCUCACGUUUUUGGCAAACGGCUUAAAGUGGCUGUGACGUCACGGCUGUCUAGUUUAUAUUGUCAAUAAUCCCAAUUACGCGUCCUUGCUCGCAGAAAGACUUAAGAAGUUACUCAGUAUAGGGCCUGUUUACAUGGAGGUGGGGGACCCUAGGUAGGUGAGGUAACCCGUUUAGGUGGGGUAACCCGCCUGUCCAUACAAUUUCUCAUAUGGUCACCCCACCUAUCAUGUAGACGCGAUCAAAUUAAUAUGAGAGAUUGUAUGGACAGGCGGGUUACCCGACCUAAACGGGUUACCUCCCCUACCUGGGGUCCACCACCUCCAUGUAAACAGGCCCUUAGUGGCAGUUCCCGUCGUUUGAAUUUUUAUGCAUUUCGUGACAAGGCUUCUUUAAGACAGGGAUGACCUCGUGACUAAUUACUUCAUCCCAUUUAAUACGCAUGCUUUUUUCAGUGUGACGAUCAGUGUUGUCUCAUCCAUGAGAAAGUUCAUGAAGUAUGAGUAAUCAUAUCGUCAUCUCUGUCGUUUGCUUUUCUAUUAGCCUGGUUACAGUUACCCUGUGACUAAUCUUUCCCCUGAUGUUCUCCCGCAGAUCGUUUGCCAAACCCCCGCGUGCAGUGCAGAUGGUGUCCGAGUGCAUUGUAGUGAUGCGCGGCUAUAAGGAAGUGUCGUGGAAACAAGCCAAGGGGAUGAUGUCAGAAGCAAACUUCCUAAAGUCUUUGACAGAAAUGGACGUAGAUGGAAUCACUACAGCGCAGGUACUGUGUGUAGGCCUUUCAGUGCGGAGCGUGUGCAAAUGAAAGCUUUCGUUGAAGGAGCAGAUUAUUUUAAGGUUUCCAUGUAAUCGUGUCUCGUUCGCCUCGAUAUUUUGGGGUGGUGGGGACUAUAGGGACGAUUAUACGGAAACAAAGCUAGACCGAGAGGUCAUAUCAAACUAACUAACUAUCUGUCUGGAACGAACGCCUCAGCCCUCUUCGACCACUCUAAGUAGUAUAGGAGAGUAGGACUUAAAACUACAAGACACAGUGAGCAGCACCACAGUAGUAGUCAAUAGCAUUUGCCCUAUUCACACCUGCUAAACAUGUUUGAUUAAACUAGGUUUUAAAACUGGAACACAGGCUUUUACACAGUAGAAUUCAAAUGAACUUUAACACAAUACCCAAUUGCACUUAUUUGCAGUCGAAAACAGUACAGUUAGGCAACUUUUCAUAACGAAAACAAAUGUAAACCCUGUUUAAAUACUUUUGUUUAAGCUUUGGUGUGAAUGGUGCUUUAGUUGCUUAAGAACGCUAUCACCAACAAUCAAUUUGAAUGUAUCAUUCUUGAUCGCGUUAUAUUAAGUUUAGAGCUAAAAAAAAUUACUGACCAAUGACAUUUUCUGUAUCAAACCAAUAGACCUUUCCCGCAUUCCGCUCCAGUGAGCAAGCAUAAUGAAAUGAGGUCGAGGCUCGGGUGGACAGUUUCAUACAAAUCACUGUGUUUUGUCCACCCAAGCCUCGACUUGAUGCCUUUGUUUACAGGAAUGCGGCAAAGGUCUAUUAUUUACUUGUCCCAUCUCUUCCCCAGGUGAAGCGGUGCAGAGAGAUGUUGAGAGAGAUGAACAUUACUGUGGAGGAGAUGAGGGAAGUCAGCAAAGCAGGAGCUGGUUUACUCAAGUUCGUGAUCGCUGUUAUGGGAUACUGCUCUGUUGCUAGAGAGAUAAAACCCAAGAGAGAAAAGGUGGGUGACUGGCAGUAGAAUAGCUAGACUGCGUAGGUAGAGUGCGGGCAAUUUCAUUGACUUAACUCAGUAUAGGGAGCUUGUGAGCUACGCACGGCAAGACGCGGGGCUAAGGAGCUCUAAUUCCUCCAGUCUUCACAGUUCGUUCCCUUAAAGAAAAGCAUUGCUUGCAACUUCAUUUCAAUAGCUAUGCUGAAGGAUUUUCAUACGCGAACCCGGAAGAUAGAGUUAUGGUGCGUAGAAACGAGAAAAAUACUGUUCAGAGGCUUCAACCGAAUGGUCACACUCCCAAAUCUCAUCUUUACACUCCAAUUUAAAAUAAAAUUAUGAUAUUUCCUCCAAUAAGCGCUCGGGCGCUUAAUAAAAUUGCCGCUUAUUGGAGGGGCGUUUAUUGGGUAGAUAGCAGGAGAGCGUUUAAUCGAGGUGGGCAGCGGGCUUAUUAAGAGCGGAUGUCAGUAAAUAUCGACCAGACGUCUACAAAACUGAAAAAUCGAAAAUUCUCAAAAAAAUUCACAAAGUAGCACUAGGCAAGCUAUUAACAUAAAUGUAAUUUUUACUUCGAUCCGAUAAUUAUUUUCCACGUACGGGGGGGUUAUUGGUUUCGCGGCUCUCGGACCGGGUUUUCCAGGCCCGAGACCAUGUGUCGCAAAAAAAUCGUUUUAAAAUUCAAAUCCAUUGUAAUGCGGAAAACAAAUAACUUAUUCAGAAGAGUACUUAAUUGCACACAUUCUGAGUGGUGAUUUACUAAGUUUGAACGAAAGUGUAAUAUUUUGGAGAUUUUUCAUUAUUUUCAAUAUUUUGAACGUUUUCGUUCAAUGAAAAAAUGGCAAAUUUCAAAGCCCAAAAUCGUCGACUGGUACCUCGAUUUCAGUAACGAGUCUUAUACCACGUUAAAGAGCGUUAUCUCUUCUUUCAAAAUCUGUUUUUAAAACUACGGGCAACUUAAAAGAAAAUGUUUGAGGCCAAAAAAUACUAGUAGUACUUUUCUGAAAUUUGAGCUUUCCAGACUCAGCGGGUCGAUGCUAAAAACUCAGAAAAAUGCAAUAAGAAAUCAGUUUGAGCAACAGUGAUUUAACGUUAUCAGCUAUCAGAAACCAACACGUGUUUAUCGAGCGAUCUGAUAAAAUUUAAAGCCGUUUUCCAACAAGAAAAGCAGAGUUUAGCCAUCUUCUGCUACCAAACGCACGAGUGACGUAAGGUUGUCAAAGGGCAAAGCACAAUAAUAAACUUCAAAAAGCACAACGUUUCUGCGUCCAGGAAUUAGACUUUAGCGGACAGAACAAUGCCUACGAGUGUAUGUUUCAUACCUUAGCAUGGGUUUCCUAGAUACUGGAAAUAAAAAACAUCAAGGACAGCAUCGGCAAGAGCAUCUUCGGCUGCUCUCAAACGACGGAGAUUGCGUUACUUUUCACAGAUUGACCGCUUACCACCUGUUUUUGGGCUCGCAUUUCGACGGAACGCUUGCCUCGAGAGGCGCGCGGCACGGAUCUGAACUCUUCUUCACGAGACAUUGAGCUGAAUUUAUCGGAAAUAUGCCACCACCACCAACAACAUGAGCUUUUUUCGGGUAUUUGUCGUUUUUUAUGCGAAAAGUUCGGGUAAGCAGAUUCUCGCAAAAACCAUUUGGCUUAAAAAAUGUGUUUAAAAGCCCACCCUGGAUUUGAAGCAAAAAGUAUUUCCUCGAAAUAAGCUAAAAAUACCCAAUUCACGCGGUGAAAAAAUGGAUGAUUAUGGAAGGAUUAUCGAAUUCUUGCCUAACCUGAGGGAUUUCCCGUGAUGUAGGAUUAGGGCUAGGAAAAAAGCCCAUAACCUGCUCCUGUCGUUGUGAAUUUCCUCAAGAUCAAAAAUUUCAGUAAGAACCGAAAACAACAGCUUAAAGGAGGUGCACACACCUUGAACUAGCCAGGGAAAAGGGGCUUCUGAUUGAGCUAAACUGUCAUUGAUGCACGGUGCAAUUAGGUAGACCUGUUACUAUCCCCCGCGCAACCACAUGGGGAGUACUUUGAAGCGGUCCUGUCGGGGACUUUCGGGGGUAGGGGGCGGGGCAAAUCGAAAAUAACUUCUCUUUGUUUUUGUGAAGUACAUCAUUUCUCGCACGGUUGACAAGGUGACGGCGGACUCCGUACCUUUGGAAAGGCCCUUUUGAAACAUGUCCUGGCAACAUGCAGGGCAUCACGAAAUUAACGUCAACACCUUGAAUCAACUCCAUGAACAGGGAGAGGCGAUAAGUCCCAUCUUAAAAGAUGCUUGAUGUCUAGACGUGAAUAGUCUGUCCACAGUCAUUUUUCAUUUUGUAUUUCGGGACCAUUUGACAGCGUACGAGUGAACCGGAGCGCAGUAACGAGCCCUAACCCCACCCCAUUGCCCUUGCGGUCAAUAAAUCAUCGCGUUUUUCAUUUUUUUUAUGCGCGUUCGAGAACCUCCAAAGGGAAUAUUGAGGGUCUUUGUACAGUUUCAGUUUAUUUUACCGACAAAAAAGAACAAAACAAAGCAAAAGACAAGUAUACAGAAACACGCAGAAGCAAUGUGGUGAGGAAGCCCAAAAAGAAACCAUAAGGCUUAGGUCAUCCCCUUUUCGUUCGUUUAGCGUCGAAUAGGUUUCCUGGUUUUGGGUGGGUCGGUCGGUGGGGUGAAAAAAAAAAUCACAAGAAAUCUGAGAACGGGAGGCCUGAAACACCAGCAUCAUUGCCGUGGAGACUGAAAACAACAAGACAUGGGCACCAAAUCGACACAAACUCAAUAUGGCGGAAAAUUUGAUGGUCAAUUUCAUAAAAAAAAGGCCCAAAAAGGGUAAAAAGCAAAGAGGAUACACCACCGAACGUUUUAUGCCUCGAAAUGAUGUUAUAAUACUAAUUUUUUAGAUUAAAAGAAUUAAUCUAAGUCCAAAAAAAAUAAACCUUGUCGUUUCUUUUUCUUGCUUUUUUAAAAAAUGCCAAAAAACUGGGUCUUUUGGACGACACUAAACGAAGAAAAAAUUAAUAUAGGUAUUAAGCUCCCUUAAAGUAUAAAAGUAUAAGUUUACAAGGACAGGAUCGAACGUAUACUGAGUAACUAAAUGAUAAAAAUUUGAUCAAAAUUAAAUGAAAGGCUAAGAGCCUAAGCGCUGUCUGAUAACGAAACGGUAAACAAGAAGUGCUGCCUCUCAUUUAAAAGAGACGUGAAAUACUGGGUGGACCACAUCCUGAACUCCCGCGAAAACCGCAAGAGAGGAACGCUCAGGGCUAAGGAGACUAAACAGGGGCGUAGCUACUUGUACGCACGGUUUGCACGUGCGUACCCGAAAACGUUGAGGAAAAAAAUAGAAUGAAAUAAACAUAACUAAAAAAAAUCGGUUUCCAGAGAAGCGACGACAUUAAUUGGAGAACCGAAUCUUGGAUGAUUUAUUUAUAUAGCAAGCUUGAUGAUGUAAAGCGUGAACGCGUUGUUUUCUCCACGACCUGUCUUCGGAGUAGACGAAGUAGGGCACAAUUACGUCAAUGUGUGGUGCUUUUGUCGGUCAAAAAUAAUGUGACAAAAAGGGGUAAAAAGAGUCAUUUGUAAACUAAAGUCGGAGGUACUACAAGCUUGAUUUUUAAUAGCUGAAUUAAUGAUAAACGGUUGACGUCAAUGAACAUAACAAGCCGACAGAAUUAAAGAAUUUUAGAGGUUGUGUCAUUUCAUAAACAGCAAAAAUGCUUUUGCUUACAACCGUUAACCCCACCUUUAAUAAAGGCACCUUAAAAAAAUGUUGAGAUUGGGGUGGAGGGGGGGGGGGGGGGGAAGAAGAUGUAGAAAAAGUUGGGCGUACCUCCGGAAAAAUCCUGACUACGCACCUGCUAAAGCCUGAAACUGAACAACAGGAGUCUUGACGAAACGUCCUCAGUUAUCACCUGUCCGGGGUCGUACUUUCAAGGAAACGCUGAUCAAGAAUCACUCAUGACGGAAUGAAAACUCCUCGUAGCUUCCAGCGAAAAAAGGAGUGACAACAGUGGUAAGCGGUCGUUCUGUGAAAUGUAACGCAAUCUUUGCCGUUUACGAUCUUUCGGCGCUUGGAUUUGAAACGUUGUUGUUUGGUAUGUUCUCCCGUGUGGAUACUUGACAUUUCCAAUAUAUGGAAACACCAUGCUAAGGUACGAACAACAGACAUUCACAACAUUGUUUUGUACGCUAAAAUCUGAUUUCAUGGACGUAAAACGUUUUGAAUUUUAAGACUUUUUAAUAUUAGUGCUUUGCCCUCCCUUUGACAACUUCACGUGACUGGUGCACUUGGCAGGAGUUGACAGCUUAAAUCUGCCUUUCUUGAUAGCAAACGGCAUUAAUUUAUAUCAGAUCGCUGUAUAAACACGUCUUGGUUUCUGAAAGCUGAUAACAUGAAACCACUAUUGCUCAAACUGAUUUCUUACUGUAUUUUUCCAAGUUUUUAGCAUCGGCCCGCCGCGUCUGGAAAGCUCAAAUUUCAGAAAAGUACUACUUGUAUUUUUUGGCCUCAAAAAUUUUCUUUUAAGUUGCCCGUAGUUUUGAAAACAGAUUUUGAAAGAAGAGAUAACGCUCUUUAACGUGGUAUAAGACUCGUUACUGAAAUCGAGGUACCAGUCGACGAUUUUGGGCUUUGAAAUUUGCCAUUUUUUCAUUGAACGAAAACGUUCAAAAUAUUGAAAAUAAUGAAAAAUCUCCAAAAUAUUACACUUUCGUUCAAACUGAGUAAAUCACCACUUAGAAUGUGUGCAAUUAAGUACUCUUCUAAAUAAGUUAUUUGUUGUCCACAUUACAAUGGAUUUGAAUUUUAAAACGAUUUUUUUGUGACACAUGGUCUCGGGUCUGGAAAACCCGGUCCGAGAGCCGCGAAACCAAUAACCCCCCCGUAUGUGGAAAAUAAUUAUCGGAUCGAAGUAAAAAUUACAUUUAUGUUAAUAGCUUACCUAGUGCUACUUUGUGAAUUUUUUUGAGAAUUUUCGAUUUUUCAGUUUUGUAGACCUCUGGUCGAUAUUUACUGACAUCCGCUCUUAAGUUUUGCCUUCAACGAACUGUUACUUUAUUUUUGCGCUUUUGAAUAUUUUAUAGAAAAGGCGCAAUACAAAUAAUAAAUGUUAUUGUUAUUGUUAUUGUUAAAUAUUAAGUAGAAAAAAAAACUUCAACUUUAUCCUCGUAAACGUCAAGUCAAUAAUAAUUUCUUUCGUUUGUAAAAACAAUGGUUGGUAAUCAAGCGUACCUUAGUCCCACUGUACACUUUAUACACAGAUGUAUCAAUAUGAAUGUUAUAGUUCAAACUUUAAAAGUUAAAACAUAGUGGCAAUAGAAACAGUUUUUCCUUGUAUAUCUUGUUCAGUGAUAUUUUAGCCUAGGGGGGGUGGGCGCUUAGUCCGGGGUGGGGGCGCUUAUUCGAGGAAAUAUGGCAGGUCUUAUUCUGGAAUUUGGUGAGCGUGCUUCUGAUUGGCUGUGUGGUCAUUCUUUGAAGGUGGCAAGGUUGGAGAGAAAUUACCAUCUCAGCAAACGUGAGCUUGAGAAGAUCGAGAAAGAAGUGAAGGCUUUGGAUGAAGAAUUGAGGAAUCUGGGUGAGAAGUACGACGCUGCCAUGCGGGAGAGAGCAAGCCUGCAGGAAGAAGCAGAGAUUAUGGAAAGGCGACUAAUAGCCGCGGAUAAGCUUAUCUCUGGUCUGGGGUCGGAGAAAGUUAGGUAAACAGUUCGUGAAAGUCUUUACUUAUCAGCUAAAUUAGCAUGCGAAUCACCAAAUUCUUUUAUUAAAUCCGGGUGGAGAGACGAGAGUCUUGUAUAGGCGAUAUAGCUGUAUGACUCUCUGGAGGGUGUGAUGUAGCUACCUGCCUCGUGUGGUUAACUUUUUAAGAAAUAUCCAAAAUCAUAGCUUAGGUAUAGGAUCAAAAAGUUUUAGUGUAGAAAAAAUUGUUAUUUUUAAGUACCUGGUUAAAUUGAAUAACAUACACUUAACCACAUAAACACUUAAGCUUCUAUUUGAAGGCGACACCGUGCACAAGCUUUACGCGCUUGGUGAUUUGGUGAAGUUUUAUCGGUUCUUUUGCAGAUGGACAGAAGAUUUGGAAGAGUUGAAGCUUCAACGUGUCCGUCUGUUGGGUGACUGUCUCCUGGCUUCAGCUUUCCUCAGCUAUUUGGGCGCCUUUACCUGGGACUUCCGCCGGGACAUGUUCCGAGGGGAGUGGGAGAAAGAUGUCUUAAACCGGGGUAUCCCUGUAAGUCAGCCGUUCAAACUAGACACGUUCCUUACUAAUGAUGUGGAGAUCAGUCGUUGGACUUCCGAGGGUCUCCCGCCGGAUGAACUGUCAAUAGAGAAUGGUAUUCUCACUACACAGGCCAGCAGGUAUCCGCUGUGCAUCGAUCCGCAGCAGCAGGCGCUUAACUGGAUCAAGAAAAAGGAAGAGAAGAACAAUUUAAAGGUGGGUUGAACUCAUGUUUGAAAAGAAAUUGUAAAUACUGUUUCGUAAAAGUGCUACUUGAUCAAAUGUUUAUCUGCACAUUGCAAUGGUAACCUUAGUUUUUAGAGGCUUCGAAUAAAUAUUAUUCCUUUUUUAGGUCGUGACGUUCAACGACCCUGAUUUCCUGAAGCAACUGGAACUGGCCAUCAAGUAUGGCUUCCCAAUCCUGUUCAAGGACGUGGAUGAGUACAUAGAUCCUGUCAUUGAUAAUGUACUAGACAAGAACAUCAAAGGUAAAUAAAUAAAAUAAAGGACUUGGAGGAAGAGCGCUUUUCUUCUCCUGAUUUCUCUUGCGGCCUUGUCGCUUGUUUUCUCGGUUAAUCCUUCGGAUCAAUUUAGGUUUCUAGGAAACUGCCCACCUACCCUUCCCCUAAGCUAACAUUUUGCCCUAGAUAAGACGUAAGUGUUAAUGUUAGCUUGAGGGGGUGGGGGAGGGAGGGGUAGGUGGGCAGUUUCCCAAAAUCCUAAAUUGAUCCAGUCCUUCACCGUAAUCCAACAAAACUGCCAGCUAUUAAGGAUAGAAAAUGCCAAGAGAGAACUUAUAGAAAAUAUUCACGAACAAACGAAUGACCAAACCGUCAAAAAAGUAACCGAAGGACUUACAGAAACCUAAACAGUUUGAACAAACGAGUGUAAUUCAAUAAUUGCAGUCGAUCCUCCCGUAAGCGAUCACCCCAAAUGACAAGAUUUGGUAGUCGCUUAUUAGAGUUUCCAACUAGAUUGCUUGGACUGACAAAACUGAUCCUGGUGUUUUGGAUAGGUGGUCGCCUUAUGGAUAGCCCGCGAGCAAACUCUCCAUUUCGGGAAUAUCGUGAGAAGUCACGCGCGAGUGGCACACACGAAAGGAUACACGAGAUAGGAGGCGAGAAUCCUCACCUCCGCCGCCCCUUGCGACUUUGCUGCUCGAUUGUGGCUUCUCCCGCGGCUGCCUUUGCUAACCCUUACGAAAUGGAGGGCGUGCUCGUAGGUUACUUAGGAAAGAUGGUCACAUAGGACGGAAUGCAGCUUUGACAAGGCCUCACAGGGUUGACUUAGAAAACAAACAGACAACAGUGACAAUGUAGCCUCACCCUAAAACGAUAGAGCUGCGUGCUAUGUCUAUCCCAUGAAACUAGAUUUUCUAGAGGGUGCGUACUAUCGGCUGACAUAGAGGUUCGACUGUACUUACCUAUUUAUUUAUUUAUCUAUCUAUCUAUUUCAGGGGAGCCGGGUCGGGAGUUUGUUGUACUUGGAGACAAAGAAGUUGACUACGAUCCGAGUUUUCGAUUGUACCUGAACACGAAGCUCUCCAACCCCAAGUACACCCCGACUCACUUCAGUCGCUGUAUGGUGGUGAACUACACUGUAACCAUGAAGGGACUGGAGGACCAGCUGCUGAGUGUUAUUGUAGGAUUUGAAAGGAAAGAACUGGAAGAACAGAGGGAAAGAUUAAUUCAAGAAACAAGGUCAGGACGGAAAACUUGAGUUGAGAGCUUGCACUUUCAAGUUUGCUUAAAACUGUACUAUCAGCGAAAACCGAGAAAAAGUAACGAAAGUGUUAGAAUGGACUGUUCAAACCUUAGAGGGAAAAUUCAUGACCAGUUCUGCGGUGGUAACAGGAAAACUUUACCGCAGUUGUCAUUUAAUGCUACGAUUCUUUGGGUUUCAUGUUACCUACAGACAAGAAGUACCUUGUAUAUCGUAGAAACAAUACUAAAGGAAAGUAAUUUUCUUGAAUUUUCGUUGAAAUUUUCAUGUCCUUUGGCAUGUCUCGGUUUAGGUAUUUAUCCACAAAGUGUAAGUGGUGAAAUUACAAAAUUGAAUUUUGAACUCAAUUUAAAUCGUAUGUGGAGUUUGAUAUCAAAACUUGAAAGGUUAAUCUAUAUGUUGCAGUGAUAACAAGCGACUUCUGAAAGAUCUUGAGGACACUCUUCUUCGGGAACUCGCCACUUCUCAAGGUAACAUGUUGGAUAACGUGGAGCUUGUUCAGACUCUAGAGGACACCAAGUCCAAAGCAGUCGAGGUAAAUGUUCUUUUAUUUUGUAUUUGAAUGAUAUAUAUUUUUUUGCAACUAGAGGGAAAAUAACACUAUUCGCUACUUUAGAAAAGAAAAGGAGACUGGGUCGAGUUUACUUUCGCAAAGGCUUCUGGGACUGUUUGUAGGGACCGGGGAAAAGAAUUGGCCAAUAGCUGACCGGCGCGUCCCCAGUAACGAUCCCGGAAACAAUCGCGGGACACAGUUCGGCUUUAAUUCCCUUCUCGCUGCUUUAGAAAAUAGAAGAAAACUGGGUCGAGUUGACUUUUGCAAAGACUUCUGGGACUGUUUCAAGGGACCGGGAAAAAAAUUGGUCAAUAGCUGACCCGCGCGUCGCCACUAACAAUCCCAGAAACAAUUGCGGCUCACAUUUAGGCCCCAGUUCCCUUCUCGUCUUUAAAGUGGCGAAUUGGAUUUAACACUCUAGAACUUUUCACCAGUCCUCGUGUAUUGAUUUGUUUAGGUACCCAAAGUUAGUUUUGAUUGGUCGAUGUCUUUUGAAGGCAAUCAUUAACCAAUCAUAGCUUAGGCUUCGUUCAAACUAUGCCAAACUAGUUGCUUCCGUAAGUUAAAAAUAAACUAUCCCAGAACACUAGAAUGCAUUCUCCCCUCGGUUUCUUAGGGGGCGAUCUUUGGUCAUAUACGUGUCUUUCACAAAUCGUCGAUAAAUUCCUUACUUGCGUUUCUGACUCUUUCUGUUCAACACCGCACUACCCACGUUGGGUAAAUGGUGGUUUCUUUCAACUUAUUGUUUUAUUUUGCUGUCUCGUCAGGUCGCUGAAAAGCUCAAACUUGGCGCCAAAACAGCAGUUGACAUCGACAAGCUCCGAGAUGGUUACAGGCCAGCGGCUAAACUAGGUGCCGUUUUAUUCUUCGUGUUAUCAGAGAUGUCAGCUGUUAACUCCAUGUACCAGUACUCUCUGGCGUCCUACCUUCAACAGUUUGAUUUGUCCUUAAGGAAAAGCUUGCCCGAUUCCAUCCUACCAAAGCGACUGAAAAACAUCAUGGACACACUAACCAUGAAUGUGUACAACUAUGCUUGUACUGGUAAGUAUCCCCUUAUUGGUUGAGCGUGCCACUGGCGAAAAGCGCUUUCUGUCAUAGGGCCAAUCAGAGAGCAGCCAAUCGUGCGAUACAAAAGAGACUGUCGUCCCGCUCCUGACUAGGCGAGCGUUGUAUGGACGAAUUGUAGCGGUCCUUUACUGUCGAACCGAGAACACCAGUAUUUUGUUCUCGAUGUUUUUGAGCUGCAAGGAAAAAAACGAUCAGUUUUGAGAUAGAAAAACCGUGAAAAGGAUUAGGUCAUUAGUGUAUGAUUUGUUCGUGUCUUGAUCUCCCACAUGACGGCUGAAUGACAUCAUCAACUCUCGCAACAUAUCCCAGGCUUACACACUUUUCGUUCACUACCAGUAUGAGCCACAAGUUGCUCUUGAUUUUAAGAUUCUGGGUUACAAGGCAAAUGUUAAGCUGAAAUUUCACUGCUGUAUAUAUGUCGGGUGUCCCUUAAAGUUGAAAGGUACGUAAGAAAGGUAAAUUACUAUCGUCAUACGUCCUUGGCGUCUUAUUUAAACAACCGAAAACACUCCUUUAGAACAAUGCCACGAGAGAUUUACCAAUGUCCUGAAAUCUGUAAACUCGCACCCUUCAACAUCUUCAAUUAUUGAUACAAUAAAAAACAUUUAACUUUGAUCAUACUGCAAUAGCCUUGUAACUUUAGUUCUUUAUCAGCUGUAAUUUCCUGUUUCUUGCGCCACAUAUGUUAGUGCAACUUAAUGUUAUCUCUUGUAUUUGGUACCAUAUAUCUUGUAUUAACUACCCGCCUGGAUUAGCUAUUGCUACUUACGGCUAGAUACUUCCCCUCUUCUAAUUCAUGUUAUAAUAAAGUUCCUGUUGUUGUUGUUGUUGUUGUCGUUGUUAUUGUUGUUGUUGUAGACAGCUGUCAAAUUGCUAUGUUUACUCAAAAUGUUGUCUUUGUUAUUUUCUAGGACUGUUUGAACGUCACAAGCUUCUAUUUUCUUUCCAAAUGACCAUCAAAAUCCUGGAGGCGGACGGCAAGUUAAACCCAGAGGAGCUGGAUUUCUUCCUAAAGGGUAACAUCUCUCUGGAGAAGAGCUCCCGUACAAAGCCCUUUCCUUGGCUGCCUGAUCAGGGCUGGGAAGAUAUACAGAGACUGAUAACAGUCACGCCAGAGGCCUUUAGCUCACUGGCUGAUGACAUAGAAAGAAACGGUCAAGCAUGGAAGGAGGUAUGGUUUCUUAGUCAAAUCAUUGUCAUUGUCCGCCGGAGCCGGGUUGCACAAAGUUAAGAGGAAACUGGACCGAGUUAACUUUCGCAAAGACCUUUGGGGCUGUUCUAGGAGCAGGGAGAAACUGGCCAAUAGCUGACCGGCGCAUCAUCAGUGACGAUCCCAACAAUUGCGGGACACCUUUCGGCACCAGUCCUCUGUCCUCUUAUGGUUUCUAAAGUGGCGAAUGUUGGAGCGAAAUUGAAUUCAGAUAUGAAAGCUUAAAAGACAAAUUCAGUUAAAUUGUGUACAAUUUGACUGUUGAAUGGUCUAUAAACAAUACAGAAAAUUAUCCGAGAAAAUACUUUUGAACAAAAGAAGGAAAGGCAUACUAAAAUUUAACCCCGGGUUAACGCUAAACGGCGUUGGAACAACUGGGCCCCGAGGGUCGUCCUUAACAAACAAAUUUUCUUGGUGCUGACUGAUUAGAUUUCUGAAGAUGUGUCAAUAAAAUAUCUGCCUCCAAUCCAAGGAGUGUAGAAGAUAAGCAGCUUUGUAGGUCGUUACCGCAAGGAUUCUGUAGUCAUUUACAUUGCCAGCUUAUCGCUUUCUCUUGUGACUGAUAACGUGCGGGUCAUAGCUUCGUGUUUAAAACUCAGAUGAAUACAUUUCAAUGAAUGUCUUUUUUUAAUUCUUUAAAUGUAUUUCUUUUCAGUGGAAUGAUCACGAUUCUCCCGAAUCCGCGCCCUUCCCUGGCAAAUACGAAGAGAGCCUGACAGACUUCCAACGUCUCCUGCUACUCCGUUGUUUCCGCGUGGAUAGAGUAUACCUCGCCAUCACAAACUUCGUGACCGGAAGGAUGAGCGAGAAGUAUGUGACCCCGCCGGUGAUCAGCUUUGAGGCGAUAUUCGAGCAGUCCAAUCCCUUCUCCCCUAUUAUCUUCAUCCUCAGUCCUGGUUCGGAUCCUGCCAGUGAUCUUAUGAAGCUGGCUGAGAGGUCAGGAUUUGGCGGUAACAAACUCAAAUUUCUUGCCAUGGGACAGGGACAGGAGAAGGUAAGGGCGUUAGUGAGCUUAAGCAACUAAGACGUUUUUGAGCGACGCACGUCAACCGGAAGUCAACUUUUUAUAUUCUUGGGCAUUGGUUUUGUCCAAAUUUUCAAGUAAAGAGUCUCUGUGCACUUAGCAAUACUAAUUUAGAAGCGUCAAAUGUGGUAUAUCAAAAGGGAAAAGAGCUCACUUCCGGGUGACGUGCGUCGUUCAAAAACACCUUUACUUAAUCUCCUUAUUACAAUCUCUGUGAUGCUUUUUGUCCAAUGAUAGUUGACUAGCAGGCAACUCUAUCCUAACAGCACUUCUCUAGACGAAUAUCUCUUUCCCAUGAUACAGACAUCGACCCCUCCCCACUAACACAGACACCAUGAGUUGGUCCCUGCCAGUUUUCAGUUUCUUUUUCCUGUUUGUUUGUUUCUUUGCCUCUCUGCAAGGCCUACGCUUACUGCUGGUGACAGAGGUGAAAGCGUUCACAUUCUUAAGCCGAGCAACGUUGUGGAAACGUUUAAAGUACUUUGCGAGCUGUCGCUUAAAUCAAAACAACACUUUUUCCUUCAUCAGUUUCCUUAGUAUGUGAACGAAAACAAAACGCUCAACAUCAAGUCUUACUACCUGUUUUGUUGUUCGUUUUAUAGUUGGCGUUGCAACUCCUUGAGACAGCGAUAGCAAGGGGUCAGUGGCUAAUGCUUCAAAAUUGCCACUUGUUGGUGAAGUGGCUGAGAGAAUUAGAGAAGGUCCUGGAGCGAAUCAGCAAACCUCACCCCGAUUUUAGGCUGUGGCUCACUACAGACCCCACCCCAGAGUUCCCUAUUGGCAUUCUACAAAGGUCUCUCAAGGUAUUGUACACAGUGCAAAUUAUUGUUCACAUUUAAGAAUACCUUAAAGGAUGAGACUGUAGUUCUAUAAUUUAUCUUGUUGAAAAGCGUUUAUAGGUUACCCAAUUAUUGUCUCUUGGUUACUCGCAGUACCAAAGAAGUUAUGCAUGCCCGAACCAGAGCGACUAGGCUAAAAAACCAAGACCUAGACCAUACCAAGUCGCUUGUGUAUGUUUAGCCUGCGGGCAAGCUAUCCAUUUCCAGUGGCAAGCCUUGCGAGUUGUAAAAGAACGCGCGAGCGAGCGGAGAAGCCGCGAGGGGUGUCUCCUUCCGCCUCUUAAGGUAUCCCCCAAAGUGAGAGUUGCUAGCAAGUUAUUGUAUGUUGAGUUAGAGUGACUUUAUUUUUAUCUCCUUUUUAGGUUGUCACCGAGCCGCCAAAUGGUCUUAAGUUGAACCUGCGCAGUACAUACCACAAGAUAACCAAUCAGGCACUUGCUGAUUGCCCGCACCAGUCCUUCUCGCCUCUUGUGUAUGUAGCAUAUUUUCCCAUAUAUGAUAAAUGUUCCCAGCCUGUCCUGUCGAUGGCAGUGUCUAAAUUUUUUAACGCACCAUACAAAAACAGAGUUAGAGCUUGCCUGCGAGUUGGGUCUUUUGCGUUCUAUAUUAAGGACACUUUGCAAGAGCGACUGCUGUGCAUGCUAUCUCCCGCUCCCACCUGUCUCCUCCAAUGCGUUAGAUUAGUUUGUUUUCCUUAUGACGCAAAUAAAAUUAUUUACUGCAUUUAGAUAUUGUGACUGAACGGAAUAAGUUCUUCCUCGUUCGUUGUUCAAUUGUAAAAUAAAAUGAAAGCAUGUCACUAGCAAGGUAUACAUGUUAGCGAAAUACUGAUGCCUAAAUUUACUUUCUUUUCAACAGAUAUGUGUUGGGAUUCUUCCACGCUGUGGUGCAAGAAAGAAGAAAGUACGGCAAGAUUGGUUGGAACAUCGCUUACGACUUCAACGAGUCGGACUUCAGAGUCUGCAUGACAUUACUGAACACUUAUCUAACUAAAUCACUUGAGAGUCCGGACAAGAGAAUCCCUUGGGCCAGCUUGAAAUACCUCAUAGGCGAGGUGGGUAGCUAGCUGAACGGGUGUUUGGUUAAAAGCCAGUUGUAUACAUAGAACUUGCAACUAUUCAUUGCACAGAGCCCAAAUAGUCGGUUUGUGUAACCGUUAAUUUUUCGAUGUAAAACGUGUUAUUUACGGUACGUACGUUUUACAGUUUUAAACACGUUGAUUUAAAUCCGAUCCAUUGUAAAUUACAGUUACAAUAAGCUGUUUAUUGAUGUGUCCUGGUUGUAAGCUUUUCAAACUAUCACAGUGUUUCAUAGUCCUGUUGGAAGCCAACUGUUUCAUAUUGCUGAGGUAAACUGAUAGCCCUUAGAAACAAAAAUUUACUGGGCCUGCCGGUGGUCGUAGGUAGCCCCGUCGAAACAUUUGGAUCUGUUUAUCAUUAGUACGAUCCUUUUCAUGGCCUCAACAAAGAAUGUGAAUGCCAGGCUUUUUUUAUACCCCCGGUAUGUUAUUCCUCAAGUUCCCGCGAAGAUAAUCUCAUGUAUUCUUGAGAUGUAUGGUUUUCAAGCAGUUUUACAGUUUGGGAUUGAGUAUAGAAUUCAAAGGGUAUUAUGCCAAAUUUAUCGGUGGGUAUAGAAUUAGAGUGAAUUAGAGUUAGAGUGUUUGUUUAAUAUAUUUAGAAAGUGUUGCAAGAUAAGAUUGAAAAAUCUGUCAAAAUUAGCCCUAGGGUUUUCGGGUCCCCCGGGACAAACUACAGAUGAGAGUGGGUAACGUCAUGGUAGAACAGAUAGAGAAAAGACACUCGAGUGAAACCUCUAGAUCCUGACAAUUUUGGCCUCACUUCCGGUUGAUCGCGUUUAACUUCUUUUUCUGUUCUAACGAUAUUCGUUUUUGGGUUUCGAACUUUACUGCUUAAGUUGAUAACAACUUGAAAUUAUAACCUUCCUUCAGGUGAUGUAUGGUGGUCGUGUGAUCGAUGAUUUUGAUCGCCGUGUGGUCAAGACGUACAUGGACGAGUACAUGGGAGACUUUAUCUUUGACACUUUCCAACCAUUCCACUUCUACAAAAACGAAGAGGUGGACUAUUUCAUCCCCAAACCUGAAAAAGGUGAGUGUUCAUGUUAGGUCGAUUGUUUUAUCUGUAAGUACAUGCUGAGAAUUCAGAGAAUUUGAGAUUUUAGAUCUAUAAGCUUGUCCAGAGGUGUUAACCCUUUAAACCCUAACAUCAGAAUUCAAAUUCUCAUUUGUUAUCCCGAUAUGUCUUCAGUAGAAGUAGUGGGGAGAAUUUGUUGAAGUAUCGAUUAGAUUCAUCUAGUGUGAUCAUGUCCCUAAUUCUCAUGACCACUCUGUUUUACAAAGCAUAGAUAUUACAAGGAGAAAUUUGAUGCUGAUCACUCUUAGGGCUUAAAGGGUUUUAAGGUAGUGGCUUUAUACUUUCCCCUUCCCCUCUCAUUUCAGGACCCGUCACUUUUGUGUAAAUUUUUCGACGAUUGCACAACUCACUCCUUCUACAAGAGACAUCCGUUAAUGACCUUCACCAGUAACAUCGGGAAAAAUGGUUUGACAUUUAUCCACAUGAAUGAGCCAUUGUGGCGUACUAUUCAAUCACGAAUGCACUGUGAAAAAGAAAGCAUGAUAGAGAAAACGGGCGUUUUUGGUACAGCAGAUAAUCCACACUCCCUUGUAACGAGUACAUGUUUUCAAACGAGCCUUCCCAUUCAUGGAAGCCAAAAAGAAGUUCAGUGUGGAACAUUGUAGCAGUUACUACUUCUUUCAGAAACAAGACACAAUAUUAGAGACGUGACUGUAUUGACAAAAGCAGCAGCUUGUGCUUAUGAGUAACUCCUGCGUUGUUCAGUGUAGUGAACGAGCAACUGAGAGCAAGAGGAGCAAGAGUGGUGCAGUGGUGAGAGCACUCUCCACCCACCAAUGCGGCCCGGGUGAAAAUCCCGUCGUCGACCGAACCUAUAUGGCUUGAGUUUGUUGUUAGUUCUCUCUCAUACUCCAGUUUUCCCCGCUCCACAAAACCAACACUUCCGAAUUUCAACUCCAUCUGGAACGCACGGACACGACACGUUUUUAAGAACUCGUACGUGUUUUUAGGUGAACCAAUUAUAAUAUUUCUUUUAGGUGCUUCGGAGAGUAACCGAGACUUGUACGCAGACGCCAUCGAAGCCCUACCCUUAUCCAAUACCCCGGACGUAUUUGGACUCCACCCCAACGCCGAGAUCGGCUACUACACGCACUCAGCCAAGGAUAUGUGGAGUCACUUGGUUGAACUACAGCCGCAGACGGGCGGCGAGUCGGGGGGUGUAAGCAGGGAAGAGUUUAUCGGGAAAAUAGCCACUGAUAUCCAGGGCAAGUUACCACCAUUGUUUGAUGUGGACAGAGUGAGGAAGAGCAUCACGGAUAUCACACCCACGUACGUGGUAUUGCUGCAGGAACUGGAUAGGUUUAAUGUUCUCAUCAGGAAAAUGUCCACCUCGCUUAUUAACCUUCAAAGGGUAAGCUGCAGGCAAACGCGUCUUACUUAUCAUUUCUUCCCCCACCCUUCCCCUCAGCGUUUAAUAUUGAGCGCCUUCACAUGACAUCACAGCGGCCAUAUUGGUUUUCUAAAACAAUGAAAUGCGGCAAUGUUAGUUCAACCAAUCCUGUGAGAUCUGAACUCUUUUCUUAUGUAAACGCUUUCUUUUGCUGCAAUACAUUUGCAUAGAUGCUGACCCACACAUGAGUGAAAACACUCUUUUCUCUUCCUUUGCCCGUUUGCCAACGUUCGGAUUUAAUUCGUAUAAUUUAUUGCUGGUUUGCACAUUUGCUUUUUUACUCUGAGUGUUAUUGGCGUUUCCUGGUGCAUCACGUACUUACCGCAAUAUUGUUUUUCUCCAGGCCCUUGCGGGUGAAGUGGGAAUGAGCAGUGAACUGGACGAAGUUGCGCGUGCGUUGUUCAACGGGCAAAUUCCUAACAUUUGGCGCAAGCUGGCUCCAGCAACUCUCAAGUCUCUUGGAAAUUGGAUGGAACAUUUCCUCAAACGCUUGAACCAGUAUAACAAUUGGGUGAGUGCUUCGUUCUUGUGUCGUUGGCGCAUUGUUGUUCUUUUUGAAUCGCAAAAUCAGUCUUGGCUUGAUGAGAUUUAAUUUGUUUGCGUCCCUUUGCGAAAGUUAUAUUUUUGUGAUUUUCCAUUAAAACACCAUGUUCAAAUACAGAUUUUGUGCGUGAAUCCGUCAAGUGAAAUCCCUGGUUUGCCAUACCCGGAUUCCUCAAUUUAUUCUAUACAUUUUGAAAUCUCUAGUGAUCCGUGCAAUCUGAUUGGCCCUCAGCAGUGUGAUUUAUUCACGAGUCACGCUAUUUUUUUUAUCUAAAUCACAUGUGUUGAAUCGCGUCAUUCGUGUUCUAAAUCGCAUCAUUUCUGCUUUAAAUCGCCCCAUUUUUGCUCUAUAUCGCAUCAUUUCUGUGUCGAAAUGAGAUGUAAAAGUCUUUCUUUUUCCGCUUUUCAACAAACCGGCUACUUGAUCAAUGAAAUAUUGGUACUGACUAAAUUCUGUGAUUUCAAAACCGCUAUAAUAAAGUCGGGUAAUCGAACUUUGUGUCGUGCAAUUUUGGUCUGAAAUCAUUGAAGUCACGCGUAUGAUUUCAGACCAACUUGCACUCCACUCAGUUCAAUUACCAUCAUUAAACUCACCCUAGGAGGUUCAAGAUGGAGCACUGUCAAUAAAUCGAGAUCUUUUUCAACACAUAUCCCACUAGAGCAGUACCUCGUUAAGUACUUUCGUUUACUUUGCUUGUAGGUCAAUGAAGGCGAACCUGCAGUAAUCUGGUUAUCUGGUCUGCAUAUCCCUGAAUCAUAUUUGACAGCUCUAGUGCAAGCUACCUGUCGU
This is a messenger RNA of Porites evermanni, 58874 nucleotides long. NCBI's taxonomy places the organism in Eukaryota, Metazoa, Cnidaria, Anthozoa, Scleractinia, Poritidae. The record is from the annotation of a GenBank genome assembly.